CCGCCAUUUUGUCUGGGAGUGGGAACGCGAAAGGGGGAAAGAGAUCGGCGAGGAGGAGGAGGAGGAGGGAGGCGUGGUGUAGGAGGAGGAGGUAGAAAGGGGACGGGGUCCCAGCUGAGAGGGCGGACAAGCAGGCAGGCGGGCGGAAGGGCGAGAAGGAGAGGAUCUGUCUGAGGCAGAGGCGCCCGCCAGAGCGAGCCGGAGUCCUCUGAGGGAAGGAGGGAGCCUCCGUCCGCCUGGCCUCGGUUGAACCCCUCAGCGGCAGCACGAGGAGGAGGCUCCAACAAGGCCGGUGCACUGGGCUGGGCUUCUCCUUGGUGGGGCGGUGGCCGGCCCUCCUCCUCCUCCUCCCUGCCGCCCCGUUGCCCUCUCGGCCCUCCUCCUUCUACUCUCUGGGCUGCCGCCGCUGCUGCUGAGGGGAUUUGGGCGCCGGGGAAUUCCUCGCCCUGCCGCCGCCGCCGCUUCAUUUUGGGGUCCAAAGGGGAGCUGGAAGAAAAGAGCCUCAAGGCCGCGCGACCACCAGCACCACCACCUUCCUCCUCCUCCUCCUCCUUGUCGUCGACAUGUCGGGCCAGUCGAUCACGGACCGGAUCACGGCGGCGCAGCACAGUGUCACCGGCUCGGCCGUCGCCAAAGCCGUCUGCAAGGCCACGACCCACGAAGUAAUGGGCCCCAAGAAGAAGCACCUCGACUGUGAGUAGCGCAGCCGUCGCCGGGCCCGCCAGGCGAAGGGCUUGACGGAGCCUGGGUGGGUGGGCUGGUGGUGACGGCUAGUCCCAGCUGGGGAACCCCUCGGAUAGGGCUCUCCCUGCCGGCCUUUCCAGCCCCCGGGGGAAUGACCUGCCUAGGAGGGAAGGGUCGCCGCCGCCGCGGGGAUUGACAGCGCAGCCCUGAGCAUGGCUGUUCAGAUGUCAAGCCCCGCUACGCGUUCAAAGGGGAAAUGCUCUCUGCUAGUUGGGGUGUGUGUAUAUGUGUGCGUGUGUUUUAGGAUUUCAAUGCAAAAAUCACACGAGGAGUGGGGCUGGCUGACUUUCCAACCUCGCCCCGUUUGCGGGUCAGAGCGAAACCGUCAGUGUUGGUGGGUAUAGGUUUAGUUUUGAAAGGGCUGAGCGCAAUGCCGCUAGUGGCAAGGAAAGCAAGCAAAGAAGGGGGGGGGGAGGCUGCAGCACGACUAACAAACUAGGUUUGAUAGGGUUUAUUUCUGGAGGUUAAGGUUGCAGUUUUGUGCUUGCAUACCUGGAAGGAAGUCCCGUUUAACUUUAUUUUUGAGGAGGUAGGGUUUUAGGAUUGGGCUGUUCAAACACAAUGGCUUGCUGAGUGCAAUGUAUGUUUAACUUUCGGUGUUAAAACAUAACUCUCAAAUUGGCAGUGGUGGGUGUGUUAAACCACUAGUACUAGUUCAGGGUUGUCAAGACAGACAGGAGAAAUUCAUUUAGGAGGCUUGAAAGAGACAUUACCAGCUGGGCAGAAUAGGGUUGUUUUGUGGUUGAAAUUGUACAAGAUAGAUUCUUGGCAGGGUGCAGGGGAAGGAUAUUAAAGCAGGAAAGAUUUGUUUUUUCUUAGUUUUAUUUUCCCCUCUCGCUUAAUCCCAGGACUUGAUAAUGAUGGCAGUUCAUUUCCAGUGACACAUUGACUCCUUGAUUGUUGAGCUAGUUACCAAUUGUAUUCUUGGGGGUAUGUGGCCUUCUCCAUCACUUGAUAUUACAGUACCAGACUUUCUGGUUGUGAUUACUUUGGUAGUUGGUUGUGUAUGCGACAUUUGCAGUAGGAAUGAGAUCCUGCCAGUAUUGCAACAGUUGUCAAAAAUUAGUGGGGCUGGGGACUUGGAGUGAAAUGUUGACAGCCCCUUUCUUUUGCAGACUAAAGACUUGCUUUUUCAGAGCCUCUUACUAGACUGAGGACCCACUUUUUAAUUUCAACCUGUACCCAGGUCUUGUAUAUGUGCUCGGGACUUGGGCUUGGGGAGAGAUCCAAAGUUCAGUAGUAGUGCUUAUUUGCUCAUAGAAGGUCCUAGUUUCAAUUACCAGCAUUUCUUGUUAAAACAGAAAGGUGGUGCUGGGUGGAAUCAGUUAUCAAGUGAUGAGAAAGACCCCUGUCUUCGACCCUAGAAGAUCAUUGCUAGUCAGAGUAGAAAUUCUGUGGUAUAAGUCAGCUUCUAGUGCUUUGAUUUUUUUCUUUCUAGGAAGAGCAGGUGCAGAGGAGGACAGCAGGGCUUCUUACAGUUGUGUAGAAGAGAGAAUUUCAGGUGAUGUGGGGUAAUUGAAGCGGGCCUGCAGAAACCACCUUUGAUGUAAAACUGGGAGCCCUGUCUUUUUCUGCACGUUUUCUCUCCUGCUGAUCAAACAAAGUCAGGUUUUCACCCACUUGUGAGUCCUGGCAAAGUGGGAAGUUUAAAGCAGAUGUUUUAAAAUGGGCUAAAAGGAAAGGUGUGGUGGAUGUAAAAUGCUUUUAUCAAACAAUAUCAGUAUACUUGGCUAUCCUUGGCUAUCCUAUUUACCUGUUGCUGUGCCCACCCGCCCCCCAAAAGCAAAGUAAUGCUGUUGCUUUCAUUAGUAAGGUCAGUAGCUUUUAGAUCCCCCCCCCAUCUUGUGAAUUUACAUUGCAACUUCCAAAUAACUGAAAUUAAAAUAUCUGUUCCCUAAGAAGUCAGUGAAUGAAUAUUGUCAAGUGACUCUCAUCAUAAUGGAAUCUGCCUCCAAAUAAAGAACAUUCUUAACCUGAUGCCUCAAAGGUCUGAAGUCUUCUGUUAACACUUUGACCAGAUAAGAUAUUGCAGUAUGCUUACUUGGAGUUUAGCAGUCUUGUUUUACAUGUAUGGUUAAAAACUGCAGUCCUGGAAGAUGAAAGUUUUCAUCCUGAAGUUAGAGUAGCAAGCUAGUUGAGAAAUUGCCCAGUUUGUCUCACCUCAAUCAUAAGUUUGCUGGGAAGUCACUAUCUCUUGGCCUCAAUCUUUAUCUGCAGUAUGGGACUAAUACUAGGCUAUUUUACGUGGAUGUUGCAAGGAUUUCUGAGAUAAUGUAUCUGAAGUACUUUGAACACUCUAAAGUGUUUUAUACAUGUUCAGUAAUGCUGUUUCAUUAGUGCUGUAUGUUUCAUAAUGUAUUCAACAGCAUGCAUAAAACACUGUCUACCUAGAAAUCUACUUGCUACCCUUUGAUGUGGAGAAACUGUGUUGACAUGAAAAAUAGUUACUCUGCUGCAUAUUGCAAAACAUAUAUUGAAUCUGAUUGUUGCUUGGUGUGAGUGUGUUUCCUAUUACUUUCAGGGACAACUCCCUCUGACUUACCAGGGGCUCCAGCUAAUAUGUGGUGCAGUAACAAUGUGCAUUUCCCACGUCUUACUCUGUGAUUAACUAUUUCUUUGUGAAUACUGAUUUGUUUCUGAUGUACUCUUCGAUCCUGUUUCCGCAAAUAUAUAAACUGUUUUGCAGGGCAAAAGCCACCCCCAUUUGAGCCCUUCUUGUAUUUUCUAUUUUUUUUUUAAAAAAAGCCAGUAUCUAGACACUCUUUACAAAGCAAUACAUAAGAGGCAGGCACUAUUUUACGUAGUUCAAUAAGAAGCAUUAGUUGCUUACAGUGUUCUGACCAGUGAUUGCAAAGGCACUGUGGUGACUGAUAAGAAUUUAAGCAUUUGUUUUAAUGUUUAACUUGACUUGUGAUAGCCCCCAUCAGGUAUCCUUGGUGUCCUCCACCUCCUGCAGCAGCAUUUCUGGCUACAAGCCCAUUGUGUGUUUAAUCCCAUUCGAUCCUGACAGAUUAUUGGGACUUCUUGUGCUCAAAAGCUGGAUCUUUCAAAAGCAAUAAUAUUCUGAAGUCUGAAUAAUUAUGUAGUCCCUGUUGUCAUCAUUGGUAUGCUAGCAUCUUAGAAUCCUUUAAGUAUAACACAACAUUUUGUUGUCUGGAUCAUUUCUCUAUCUUCUGCGGUUGUGAAGUCACCCAAGGCCUAGGUCAUAAUGUAACCUUCAUAUGUGCUUUUAAAGAAUGAUAGUCUUCAGAAUGAAAGGAAGUAUAAAUUAAUUGUAACAUCCGAAGUUCUUGAUCCCAGAAGCUUAGUAUGUGCAGCUGUUGCAGCAAACAACAAAGAGUGCUUUGGCACUUUAAGGACUAAACUUAUUUAUUGAUGCUUGUGUAUUUAAGAGUAGUUUACAAAGAGUGUUUUGGCACUUUAAACUUACUUAUUGAUGCUUGUGUAUUUAAGAUUAGUUUGGGCAUCAAAUCUUCAGUAACCAUAGCUCCAAUAUACUGUCUAUAAAAUCAGAAGAAUACUUUAUUGUGGUUUGUUUCCUGUGAAAGGUUGAAGUUCAGAUGCAAAGUUGAAAUCAAUAAUUGAGGAAUAAUUGAUAUUGAUUUAUAUAUAUUAGUAACAUUGUAUUAAUGUAAUAUUUUAUUUUUAUAUGUAACUGUGUAUUUUUGUACUAUUUUGCAUCAGGAAAUUAAGAGGUGUUGACACUAUGUUAUUGAAGAGUUUUGAAAGCAAUAUCUAUCUAUCUAUCUAUCUAUAUCUGUACUUUUUGCCCAUUUGUUAAAAUGAGUCUAUAAUGCGAAUCUCACUCCACUGGAAAAAUUAAGUGCUAAUAAUUCUUUAUAUAACAUGCCAUUAUCAUGAAGUUCAAGAAGAGCUGUGAAGUGCUUAUGUGAUUUCUUAUACAAGAAGCAUUUUUUUUUUUAGAUUGUGGGAAAAAUGGUUCUGUUUAAUACACUAGUUUCCUUUGUUUGAAAAAUGGCUUUUAUUUAAUGCUGACUGUGUAAGGAAAGGUUGGUGGUUUGGAAUUAUCUGAAGCUGGGAGCCAUUGGGGUGUUUGUAUUGAAGAGGUUAUCAAGCACUGCUGUGCUGGUUUUUUUUUUUAUAGAAGCGGAAUAAUCUGUUUUUUAGGAUUGUUAGUACAGGGUGGAUGUGGGUAAGAAAAGAUAUGUAAGGUAGAUAAACGGUAUGCACUUACUCAAAGCUUUCCUCUUGCCUUCUUUCUUCACAUAGCACUUACAAGAAUGUAUGAUCAUCUCUUUAACACUUUCAAAGAAGAAGUAUACCAGUUGCAGUAAAAAUGAAACUAGAAUGGUAUCUUAAGCAAUAAGUGAAAAUUUGGGUCCAGAGAGAGGGUUGAUCAGAAGCCCAGCAAAACUGAUGUGGUCUUUCACAAACUGUGAAUGCUCUCCAGCUUAGACUGCCAUUUGGCAUAUCAUAAAACUUUCACACCAUGCAUCAUAAUUGAUACUUCAGACAUGCCAAGAUUCCUGCACUUCAUGUUUUUAAAGGAUUGUUUUUGUAAGUUACUCUACACAGAAGGAGAGAUGAUCCAUUGACAAUCAUAGCCUCUGGUUACAAAAUUCGUACAUCAGAACAGAUCACCUGCGUAUCAAAUAAUAUAAAAGAUGCUUUUGUUUGUUUAUUCAUGUAUCCCCUGUUUGUGGCAGCUUGGUAUACUUUGUUUCCCAACUGUUUAUCCCUUCAUAGUUGAAUGGAGAUUUGUUUUGGUUUUGAAAACUUUGAAACAUGGAUGGGAAGCCUAUGGCCCUCCAGAUAUUGUUGGAAUCCAUCCUAUAUCAGUCCUAGCUAGCAAGGCCGGUAGUCAGGGAUAAUGUAGGCCAACAGCAUCCCUAUCCCUGCUUUAGGAUAACUAUAGUAAUCUUUCUCUCAGUCUGCCCUCUGUCCAAACAUGGUAUCUGAUAGCAAUCUGGUUUCUGAUUGUGAGUGGGUUAUCCUGGCACUGUGAUUUAUUUAUUUUUCCAACUGCUGGACACACUUGAGAGAAUAAUUCAUUCUGAUACAAUCUUGUAUUUGUAUCUUGCUGAGCAAAGAGCACUGGCAGUGGUGGUACUUUGCAGAUGUAGUAGAGAGAUAGUAAGGACACCAAGGUAUUGUUUGCCAAUGCAAUGGACAGAACAUUGAACCUGAAUUAAAGGCAAUUUUGGAAGUUUCGGCCCAGUCACUGAGCUGCUUUGCACACUUAAUCUUAACUAUGGUUUAAAGGUGAAAGUGCAUUGUGCUGAUGCAUGGGACCAACAAACCUUGGUUAUUGUUUGUGAUUUGUUUGGAGCCAGGUUUAGUUGUAACUCUAAAACAAAUCAUAGCUUAGAUCUUGCUGGCAUGGCAGAGAAGAAGCAAAGCAGCUGUGAUUUAGCCCUGUUUACCAGCACAAAUCAUAGUUAACCUUAAUUGUGGCUUAAAGUGGCAGGCAAAUGAGGCCACUUUGUCUCAGCCUAAGGUUGUUAUAAGAAUUAAAUAAUAGCAUGCAUGCUGCCUUGAGUGUUUUGGAGGAACCAGUCGAGGGAUGCAGAUGUAGUUUAAAAACGUGUGCCCAUAUAAUAGGCAUUUCAAUGUGAAGAGAAGCAGAAUUAACUUAAAACUGGGUGAUCUGAGGGACCCUACUAGCCAUAUGUCUGCAAGAAAUUAUAUCCUGCAAAGAUAUAAUAGUGUAUUUAACACUUAUAAAGUGCAUAACAUGUUCUAAGCGCUGCACAAAUAUUAAAGGUAAGGCAGUUUGUAUACAUUCACAUUUAUACACUUUACAGCUGACUCUUUAGCCUACUUAUGUGUUUUCAUCUUCAUUGUCCAGAGAUGGCCACUGUACUGAUAUUGGAGAAACUUGAGAGCCCCCUUUCUAUUCCACUUCUUUUUUGUUAUCUUUUGAGGAGGCAGGUUUCUAUGCAUUGACUUGUACUGCCAUUUUAGUGUAUCCUUUCACGAUAAUUCUACUAGGAGAGCUCCAGUUUUUCUACUGACUUGGCUAAAGGAAGCUAUAAAUGGAAACCAACAACAAAAUAUUGCAAUGUUGCCUCAGAACCUAAAUUCUGGAAAAUUAUUGUAAAUAUGUUAGCACACUAUCAGGUUUGGAGUAAAUCAGCACUAAAAGUUACUUUGAGAAUAAAGCUGAGGAAAAGAGGUAUAGAUUAGUUACAGUAUGCAGCAGCAAAAGAUAAUCGUGAGAAAACCAUGGAAGAGUGGGAGGGAAGUGAACUUUUAAGUGAAUGUACACUGGAAAAUGUUUGAUCAAUUGUAUUUUAUUUGUGAAAAUUUAUAAAUAAAAAUAAAACCAACCUAAAUUCUAGGCCCCACCCAGCAUGGAACUGGAGCCUUGGAUUGCUGCUUGGGGCUCAUAGAAAACACCUCUUUUCUUUCACAUUAUUUUGUAUACCAGUGAUUCCCAACUGGUGGUCAGAAUUUUCAGAAGUAGGGGGCUUGGCUUUUGAAAAACAGGGGUUCCAUAGUACUUAGCUAUGGAAACCACUGGUAUAUACCAAGGGUUCAGAACUGGAACUAGCUGUCAGCCUGAACCAGUUUUAUUACUGCAGGGAGGUGGGGAUGAGGUGGAGUGUUCCUUAGGGAUAACGGUUUGCAGUUUUCUUCAACUUUAUGGCAUAAAUAUUCUUUCUCUCCCCUCCUCCUAAUACUUAUUUCCAGAUUACUAUAAACUGUUAAGGGCUCAACAGGUCACUUCCUGUCUCUUGCUUUCUUAAAUUAACACAUUCAAUAUUUCAUUGCUCAGCUGCCCAUAACCAUGGACUUCAGGGUUGUUCACAAUUCCACUUGUCCUGUGCCUAGAAAACAUGGGCCUGAGGGGUUUUCCACUUGCCCCAUGUUUUCUAGGCACGGGUCCAAGCGGUAUUUCAUUUAUCCCACCCAUUUCCCCAGGAAAACCCGCUGUUUACCACUGAAUCGGAACAAAUGUCAAUCCACAGAAAAACUGAUAGAGAUUGAUGUUUGUUCCAAUUUAGGGGUUUCUGAGAGAAAACGGGGGGUGGGCAGGGCGGACGGACGGACUAUGAAAUCCCAGGCAAACCAGGGGUUGGGGAUGACAUAGGCAGUCAGCUGUAGGCAGUCACCCAUCAGACUUCUGCAGCUAGUUGGCACAGCUGCAGCACUUCCUAGCCAUUGUGGAUCGGGCUCAGGGGAGUUGUAGCUUCUUAGUAGGUACUGUUCUGAGGAUUAGUUACAAUAACACCUCUUUGGCUGCUGCACAGCAGCUGAACCAUGCAGUCUGAACACAAGAUAUGCCUGGGGUUUGCCAGGGUAAAGAAUGCCAGGGAUUUAGAAUACAGUAGCCUACAGCACUGCAUGGCACAACAGAGUUCUGAAUUGGAUCCUUGUAUGGUAAUGGAGGAAAUCAGAACUUGUUAGUCUCAGAGGCGUGCUGUGACAAGAAACACCCUAAGGAGCUCCUUUUUUUUUUUUGGAAAUACAGAAAACAGUUGUAAGUUUAUGAUGAUCUCUAGCAGAUACUGUAAUACAAAGUUCUUUUGUAAGGAAGAUGUAGGUUAGAAGAAGUACAGUACUCCUUGUAGUAAUAAAGCUGGAGAAUAAUUAUGCAGAGCUCAUGAGUGCAAUACAAUAGAAACCAAAUUGGGUUAGCUUCCAGUGGUUUCAUGUAAAUGUUAAAAAGACUGGGGGCCUCUGUAACCAUGAGUCCUCGUGUUUGCUUCUUGUUACCUGCACCUUUCCCUUUUCUCCUCUGUGUUGGUCUCCCAACUGUGGAAAUUUAUAGACCAUAAGAUCUUCAAGGCAGGGAUCUGUACUUUGGUUAAGUUACUCUUAACCCAUGCACAGUGAUGAUGAUGCUGUAGUAGUAAUAAUUAUAACAGAACUCAGAUGAAUAAAAUUUCCAAAACAAGCAUAUGAACUAGCAGCUUUUCAGAUAAUCAUUUGCUGGCAUUAGUGGGGAUGGAUCUGGUUUUUUGUACCUCAUCCUGUGAGCCAUCACCUAUAGUCUCCAUUUCUUUCUAGUGUAAUGUAAAGGCUUAUUCCUCUUCAGAGCAGCCCUGCCCCAUUUCUGAGGAUCGAGGCCACUUAGCUUCAAUGAGCUUCAGUCUUCCUUGAUCCGCAGAAAUGGAACAGGGCUGCUAUUUCCAUCCUUUUUCUCCUGGUCAUUUCUGUGAAGUAGCAACAGCAGAGCUUUUUAAACAGCUGCAAGUGAAAGAGGGAAGCAUCAAGGAAGAGUUGAAUGUUGCCUCCAUAGUUGCCGUUGGGUAUAAAUGUUGGUAAACAAUUCCUGUGCUGCUUUCUGUGCACAUGGUCUUCAUAUAUGCAAAGAGAAGAGUAGGAACAUGUCAGGAGAAGAAAAGGCAGUAUUCAGUAUCAUAAUGCUUUCUCCCCCAAGGAAGGUGUGUGUCACUGAAAUUCUGAAGUUUUGUUAUAAAAGACCAAUACACAACUCUAUCUUGGUCAUUGUUUCAGAAUUCUCAGAAUCGGUAAAUUAACCUUCAUUAAGCCAGAUGUUCAUAUGUGUAGUUAUCUUGGAUUUUGUUACUAUUGAAUUUUAAUGAGAUUUCAUCAUAAUGUGUGAUAUUGAAACACAAUUUUUCCUUCACUUCAUUCACUAAAACUGUGUUGUGUUAAUGUGCACUAGCUUCAGUCUAUGUGGUCUCAUGUAGAUCUGAAGGUUUGAUCAAAUCAUCCAUCUACACAGUUUAUAGCAAUAAUUUCUAUGUAGUAGAGGUGGUAGACAUUUUUGUUUACCUGGGUUCCACCAUAACCAACAACCUUUCCAUUGAUGCUGAGCUGGACAAGUGUAUUGGCAAAACAUCUAUGGCAAUGGCUUGCCUCUCCAAAAGGAUAUGGGAGAAUGUGAUGCUAACGUCCAAUACCAAGAUGAGCACACUGCUUUGUGAUAGUGAGACAUGGGCAACUUGCACCUGCCAGGAACUUGGUCAUGCCCACACAAUGGAAGAUAACAGGACCCCCAAGGACAUGCUCUGUGGGGAGCCUGGCUUCAGGCACUAGGCCUGUUGGCAGACUAAUUCUGGUUUGCAUAGAUGUCUGCGAACCUGAAGGCUGGCAACAUUAACCCUGCCAUGUGGAAAACCCUUGCAGACAACCACAGUGCCUAGAGACGGACAAUCAGGUUGUGUAUCCACAGCAGUUACCAGAGGAGGAAUGACCACCGGGAAGAGCACAGAAAGAAGAAACGCUUUGGUACAUCUGUAGUAGCACAAUUGGAUGCAUUAAUCUGACUCAGCUGUAACAAAACAUCUCUCUAAUAUUGGUCAAACUUCCAGCAGUUUGGCUUCACCCCCAAGUGUGCACUCCUCCAUUGUCUCUUGAGGCAGAUGGAUUUCAACAACAAUAUGUAGUUAAGCAGCACUGAUGGGGAAAUGAUGCAUUUGAAAUUGCGAAUGUUACAGGUGCCCAUUGUGGUUUUAGUACUUCAUAAUCUUUAUUUCUGUUGGCUUAUAACACCUUGCUUUCAGGAUUUGCACUGACUGCCAGUUUGCUACUGGGCGAAAUUCAAAGUGUUAUUAAAAAGGUAAAGGUAAAGGACUCCUGACAGUUAAGUCCAGUUGCAGCGCUCAUCUCGCUUUACAGGCCGAGGGAGCCGGUGUUUGUCCACAGACAGUUUUUCCGGGUCAUGUGGCCAGCAUGGCGAAACCAGAGCAGCGCAUGGAAACACCGUUUACCUUCCCACCGAAUCAGUACCUAAUUAUCUACUUGCACUUUCUGGUGUGCUUUCGAACUGCUAGGCUGGCAGGAGCUGGGACUGAGCAACGGGACCUCACUCCGUUGCGGGGAUUCGAACUGCCGAGCCCAAGAGGCUCAGUGGUUUAGACCACAGCGCUACCCGCAUCCCCAAAAAGUUAUUACUGACAUAUAAAUCUCUAUGAAGCUUAGGACCAAGUUAUAAGAGACUGCCUUACCCUUUAUACACCCAGUAGAUUGCUGCAGUCUGUGGGAGAGUUUCUGAUGCAAGUUACAAAGAUCUCAGAAGCCCACUCUGUGGAAAAGCAUUCGUGUUGAGAUGUGACAGGUGCCCAUUAUCUGCACUUUUUGGAAACAAUUUAAUAUACUUUUGAUCUGACAGAUUUUCCCCAGCUGGAUAAUGAGUCUUCACCUGCUUCAUGCAUGCACCUUCCUUGGUGCUUUUCUCCACAUAAUUGCUCUUGGCUAUUCUCUUGUGCAUAUGAUCGUAUGGAGAAACACAACAUCUGAAUAAGCAAGCAGUGGUGGGGGCGCCAUAAGGUACUGCCACAAUCAUUUAAAUUGCUUGCUGAAGGGAUUGAUGCACAUCUCAUAUUGCAUUUUAUACCCAGGGGUGUUUGGAAAUGGCCAGGAAGAGAAAAUCUUUAUCUGAACUGGCCCAAGAGGUGGCUUAUGUGAUCUAUUAGUGGAAGGGAUGCUGACAUUAACUUCUGAUACAGAUUUAUAUAUAAACCCUAUUGCAAUUAUAUUAAUGUCACUGCCCAGCAAUAGGUCUAUGUAUGCAUUUGUUUGUUCAAGAGAUUUAUAACCUACCCUUCCAGUACAUUUGCAUUCCUCAGAGCAGCUUGUCAGAGUAAUGAAAUGUGAAAAUAUAUUUGUUCACUUUUAUUGAGAGUCAUCCAGCAAGCACAUUCACAGAUCACAAUACACAGAUCUCAUUCUUCACUAAACAUGCACUGUUGCAUCUUGCCUUAGCUAGUAGUAAAGAAGGUUGCUUUUCUUUUAGUCCAAAAUGUGGAUUCUUUUUAUUGUGAGCCUUCCCAAGACUAGAGAUUAUGUGGUUGCAGGAGGUUUGUGUGUGGGAAGCAUGCAGGGAAACCAAACUAGAAAUUAAGGCAUACUCCUCACAAGCAGCAGUAGUCUGCUUUCUAAGAAAACUUGGGGUUCCUUUUCAGUGUGUUUAAAACUGUUAGCAAUAGACAUUUCUUGGAGAAUAAUGUUUUGAUGCAACUUGCAUGAGGCUGGAUAUGAUCAUUGUGAUCCUAGGAAAAAACUAUGAUGAUUAGAAUCUGAGGCAAACACACCGAAUUGUUCUGGUCAUUAUUACAAUAGAAACACUAUAUUUUCUUCUGAACUGCAACUUGCGCUGUUUAUAUCUCUUGAUAAAUUCAAGAAGCUUGUGUACAAAUCAAUGUGAUUUACUAGGAAAUCCAUAAAUAGGUAAAGGGACCCCUGACCAUUAGGUCCAGUCGUGACCGACUCUGGUGUUGCGGCGCUCAUCUUGCUUUAUUGGCCGAGGGAGCCGGCGUACAGCUUCCGGGUCAUGUGGCCAGCAUGACUAAGCCGCUUCUGGCGAACCAGAGCAGCACACAGAAACGCCAUUUACCUUCCCGCCGGAGCGGUACCUAUUUAUCUACUUGCACUUUGAUGCGCUUUUGAACUGCUAGGUUGGCAGGAGCAGGGACCGAGCAACAGGAGUUCACUCCUUCGCAGGGAUUCGAACCGCCAACCUUCUGAUCGGCAAGUCCUAGGCUCUGUGGUUUAACCCACUGCGCCACCCGCGUCCCUGAUAGGAAAUCCAUAGAUACCUUUAAAUAACUGGAUCUUUCACAUAUUCAUAUAGUGGAUGGUUGGUUCCAUAAUUCAAGGGAAAAUUUGAAGAAAAAUAGGACUGUAAGUCUUCAUAACAUUUAAUCUAUUUUUCCUUGUCCCCCCCCCGCCCCCCCACCCACUGCUUAAUGUAACAAGUUUCCUGAUUAAGAGUUCUGAAAAACUUUAAAGUUUGCCACAAUUUUGUUACAUUUUGGGUUGGUUCCAGUUAUUUGCUCAACUCUGGAUUUGGAAGUAUUUUUCUUACAGGCCAGCAUUACUAUCUUUGGUUUUCAUAAAUUGAAAAAGUAUUUGCAGUUAAGGUUGUAUAGCUUUGUCCUCCAAUUUGGGGUGUCCAUUUUAAAUAAAUCCUUAGUUCUCAAGCUAUGGGGCAGCUCUUCCGCCUUUGGGGGGGGCACCUGGUAGAGGGCUCAGAAUUCUAGAAAAUGACAAGCAAUAGAUGCCUUUUUCAACCCCUCUUUCUUUCUUUCUUAAUCCUUAUAUUAUUUACAUUCAUUUCUCUCCUUUCCCUCCAGUAUUGUUCAAGGCUACUAACAAUAAUAAUCCUACUACAUUUUUUGAAAAGAAUAUGUAGAAUAUAGCAAUCGGGUUUACACCUGGUACAAAAUGCAAUUGUAGCAGUACAAACAGACCUCAGAUGUGGAUCAUUAUGUGUGCACAAUUGGAAUAAUGGGUGUGGCAGAAAGCAUUUCCCUGACAGUAGUUGUGAGAAACAAGGUAUUGGUGGAGUAAAUUAGAUAUUAUUCCCUGAGGUUGGUUCUUAGUCUUCCAGGUCUAAUGCUUUUCUUCUAAUUGUCAAGACGAGCAGCAGUUAAUUGAUCUUGUGUAUCCCCUCAUUAAAGGCUCAGCUCUUCUAGACAGCAGCACCUGCCACACAGUGGUGGAAAGCUAAUGCACAGCAUCUUCAGUUAUUUAUGGAAAUAGUCAUAUCUCAGUAGGAAUGUUGUUCCAUGAAACAGGAGCAUCCACACUGAAACCCCAGUUGCUGUGAACAGGCGUCUGAUAUUUUAGGGGCUUAGAGGAAAAACUCUCCUUCAGAACGCAGUGGCCUACCAGGUAUAUAAGGGAUGAGGUGGUCUCUCAAGUAUAUAUUCAUACUAAAACCUUGAACUUGGCCCAGCAGCAGAUUGCCAGUCAGUGUAAAUCCUGCAGACAAUUUGCAGAAUGUGUUGGUGAUACUUUGCUCCCACAAGCAACCUAUCUCUGAAUUCUGUACUAGCAGAAGCCUCUGGAUCAAUCUCAAGGGUAGCCACACACAGAGUGCACUGCAAUAAUGUAUGCACUCCAAUUUUCCACAAUAUUUUGCAAAUAUGCUGAAUGGAAACUUGCAUGCUGACCUGGCAGAGGACCCUUGUUCAUCCGCACUGUGUUCCUGAGGUGUAGCAGCUGCACCCUCACUCUCCCAUCUGCUAGAGAUUUGAGAACGGGGUUCGGAUAGAAUUGCUGCUUUUGGGAAAGGAGAUCAGAGAUGUCCCGCUCAUUUUCUGUUUUAGUGCUGGCAUUGGGAUAAGUUCUUCUGCCUGUAGCUACUAACCUUUAUCCUUUACCUUUAGUAGUGGUAGUAACUGCAUACCACUGCAUGCGAAGAUCACUGCAGAUUCACAGACUAUUUGUGCUGGGUUAGAGGCCCCAGAAGGGUAAAAUAGAUUUUUAAAAGGGGCCUGAGUUCAAAAAAAUGUGAAGAACACUGGGCGGGGGAGCAUUGCAGGAUUUUUUGGCACAUGUUCACAUUUAUAAAUUGAUCCCUGCUGUUUGGAAUGCAUGAGUUAAAAGAAGGCAAGCAAAAGGAGAGCCUGAUACUGUGGCAAGCUGUAGCAGUCCUUGGGGAAUUGCCCUUUGCCCUUCUAAGUCCAUAGUUGCCUUGCAAGUUCUGAAGAUAGUUGUAGCCGGGAUGACGGUCAUCUUUGGGGACGUAGCCCUUUUGAAAAACAACUCUAAAAGAGCAAGAAUACUGUAGUUGUAAGAAGUUUUCUUCCACCUACCCAUGGAGGUUUACUCACAUUUCGUAACUCUUAAGCUUAGGCAGGAGAUCAUUUGAAGGCUAAUAUGUAACUAGGCAAUUAAUACCAUGUAUUUGGAAAUAAUAAUAAAAACCUGGAUAAUUUGAAUGAGCAGGUAGGAAUUGGGGAAAUCAGGCAGCUUCCUAUGAAUUUAAGGUGUGGCAUUUUUAAAGUUUUUUUUUAAAAAGAACUUUGCCCAGUUUGGGGCCGUGUGUGUGUGUGUGUGUGUAAAUUUUACAGAGAACCAAGUAUUGCAUGCCCUCCUGUUUUUAUAAAAAAUGCAUGUUCUUUAAUUGUGAUAGGCAAAUUGCUAUCUCUCAUUGCUUUUAGUAAAUAGCUUGUUUUGCUUAUUUGUAUUUCAUGAUUACAGUUUUACUUGUGCUGCUAGCUGCUCCGAGACUAAGUAGAAAACAGGCUAGAUACACAGUAAUAGUUAUUUACCAUUAUUGCCACCCUGCUACAAGUUCCCUUCCUUGCUUCAUUGGUUGAUAUUUGCAGGGUGGGGAUCCCUGUAGUGCAGCACCAGUGUAGCCUGGCCCUGGGAAUUGCCCUUAACUCAUUUUCUAUGGUUUUUCUCAGUUGGCCACCUGGUGCUUGCAGAGACUCUUUCCCCUACUUGUUCUCUGUUGGAGGGCUUAAACUAGCCAUCUCCUGUUUUGCUGUAAGGUACUCUACUGAAGGAAGUUUGGAUUACUCCAGAGUAAAUGAUUAAUUGCAUCAUAAAUGGAGAUGUGAAGGCCCCCCCCCAAUGGGGGGCUCCAGUUUUUCUCAGGCCUUCACAUUUCUAAGCAUAAAUGUUCCAUUCUAAAGUGAAAAUAAUCUCAGUGAAUAUAGACAGUUUAGCUUUGCUUAUUGCCAAAGCAUUGGGGUAGUGCCAUUUCACUGUACAAUUCUUUCCAGCCUGUGCAAAUGCUUCCCACAUCUGACCCUCCCCUUGCCUGCUGUGUGUUGUCAGGUCUCCAGAGAAACUAUAAAGCUUUUAUCCUUGCUUUGAAAUGUUGGAAGGGGCAAACCUCUUUUGCACUGGCUCUUUGCCAGAUGUAUUGGUCUUAGAUUCCUGCUUUGGUUUAGAUGGCUUCUUCUAAUAGAAAUGUAAUAAAUAAUAAUACAGUGGUACCUGGGUUUUCAAAUGUAAUCCGUUCCAGAAGACUGUUCAAGUUCUGAAAUGUUCAAAAACCGAAAACUCAAAACGGAAGCCUCAGUAUGGAAAACUCAAUACGGAAGCCGCGUGGCAUGUUCAAUUUCCAAGGCUUGUCCGAAAACCAAACCAUUUACUUCUGGGUUUACGGUGUUUGAAAACCGAAAUGUUCAUCAAUGGAGACGUUCAAAAACCAAGGUACCACUGUAAUGUGGGGAGUUACUAUUUUUGUUUGUUGCAAUGUUGUGUAUUUUUGUAUUUUUAUAUUGUAAACUACCCUGUAGAAUGGGAGUGGGUGGCGCUGUGGUCUAAAUCACCGAGGCUCUUGGGCUCGCUGAUUGGAAGGUCGGUGGUUCGAAUCCACGCGAUGGGGUGUGCGCCCAUUCCUCUGUCCCAGCUUCUGCCAACCUAGCAGUUCGAAAGCACACCAGUGCAAGUACAUUGGUACUUCUGGUUACGAUCUUAAUUCAUUCCGGAGGUCCGUUCCUAACCUGAGGUACCACUUUAGUUAAUGCGGCCUACCACUGCCGCUGUGCCACCAGCACACGAUUUCUGUUCUCAUCCUGGGGCAAAGUUCUGAACCCAAGGUACUACUUCCGGGUUAGCAGAGUCUGUAACCCCAAGUGUUUGUAACCUGAGAUAACCCAAGGUACCACUGUAGAUAAAUAGGUAUCGCUGUGGAGGGAAGGUAAACAGCGUUUCUGUGCACUCUGGCUUCUGUCACGGUGCUUUGUUGCACCAGAAGCAGUUUAGUCACGCUGGGCACAUGACCCAGAAAGCUGUCCGUGAACAAACAGCUGAUCCCUCAGCCUGAAGCAAAAUGAGCACUGUACCCCAUAGUUACCUUUGACUGGACUUAACCGUCCAGGGGUCAUUUACCAUUUUCCUAAAAUACCCUGUGAUCUUCUGAUGAAUGAUAGUAUAGAAAUUUAAUAAUAAUAAUAAUAAUAAUAAUAAUAAUAAUAAUAAUUAAUAAUAAUUGCCUAUAGUCAAUGCUCACAUCUCUUAUUCCUCCUCUUGGGAAGAGAGAACACUUAUUUAUUUCAAGAUAAUACACUUUAUUUUUCUUUAUUGAGUUGGUAGCACACUCUUUUCAGCACCUGCUUGCAUGCUGUGGCUCUGUGAGACUAUUUUUAACCAAAGGUUGGGUGUCAGAAAGGCACAGAGCUUAAUUUAGAGACUGGUUUUGGAAAGCUUGAAGUAUUGUCUUUACCAGUGCAAAGAAUUAAUGAAAAAGAGAAAAGAGAGCAACUUGAUACUGAAAGAUAUGCAAAAGGAAAGCAGCAUUUGGGAUUUGUUUAAGGCUGUUUCUCUCCCCCCCCCCCCCCCGUACCCCUGGAGUGCAUAGUUAUUGUUAAAGAAGAAAUGGCAGAAACCUGGAGAAGGUGAGGUUAGGGAAUGAGGAAAGAAUGGUCUGGCAACCAGAUUGCUUGUAGGCCAGAUUCCUAAUGAGAGGCUUCAUAAGUGUAUUUCCCAUUUACGUAUAACACCUGCAAAAUACUUAAGGCACUAAAUAAAAACAUUUGCCCUGCUGUUUUUGUCACAUUUCUCCAUAUUUGUUUUAAGUAAAUUAUCUUGUUUUCUUAUAUUUUAGAUCUUAUUCAGUGCACAAAUGAGAUGAAUGUGAAUAUUCCACAGCUGGCAGACACACUUUUUGAGAGGACAGCAAACAGUAGCUGGGUAGUAGUGUUCAAAGCUCUAAUUACAACACACCACCUCAUGAUGUAUGGAAAUGAGGUAAGACAGUAGUCAAUUUGCCAUAGAACAUUGUGUUUAAUGGUAGGAAAACAUUCAGAUGAGAAGUGCUGGUGAUCUCUGAAAUGAUGGUGAGAGAGAACAAUUAAAAAAUACCAAUCUGAAUUGUCUAUCCUGUUGCCUCACCUAUUAGUAAGCAAGUAAUGAAAGCCUGAGCUUAGCAAUACCCCCCCUGCCGCCACCUUUAAAAUUCUCAAAUUACUAAAUUAGUGACUGUAUUAAAUGAAUGAAUUGUCAGCAUUGCACUGCUGGUAUAGCUUUUCAUUUCUGUAGGAAAAAUUUAUACAUAUACUCAAAGGUGCAGGAACUCUGUUCUGUAUCUAGCAGUUGUGGAAACUAUGUGUCAGGUUGCAUUUGGCUAGAUUAGAAAUAUUCCUACAGAAGUCUGAAUCGGAAAUGAAUUUAAUACACAUCUCAUUAUAACACAUAUAUACCUACACAUGUUGGGGUGAAUUUGAACAAUAAGCUUUUCUACAACCAUCUCACUCUUCACAGAAUUGUAUAGGAACUGUUUUUGGAGAAUUUUUUCAUUCAUUACUUAGCCCUUGAAAUUCUAUUCAUGGUGGAAUCAGGAGCAGGCCUUGGUCUCAUUUGCUCCAAUCAACUCCCCUAAAUUUCUUCUCGCAAUAAAAAAAGUGCUUGAGUAGAUCCCACUUCAAUUUGAAAAACUGAAUUUCCUUGAAAUUACAGGGUAUAACUUGCUUUCUAGUGGAUUCAGUCUCAUGGGAUUGGGGAGAUGCAGCAAUCAAAUAAGCACAGACCUCCCAAGUAUGGUUGAUAACUCCUGUCAGUGGUAAGAGGGAGCAGGGUGCAUUCUCUAUCUCACGGCUGGAACAAUCCCAAGGGACAAUGAGUGAAUGAGUGAAUAGUUCCUUAGUCAUGUCAUCUUGCUGUAAAUGUGAUGAGCAUUGAAGGGGUUGGCAAUAGGGGAGGAGGAGAAUGUAUUUGUCUGUAGUUUAUACUAGCUUCAUUUCCUUAUUCCAUGUAGUUGGAGAGUUUGCAUGUGUGUCGCUAAAGAAUAGCCUCAGAACCAUGUUUGUAUCUUUUCAUAACCCUGCUGUGAUGUGGGCCACACAUAAAUGAAUUUUAUGCAAAGGUGUAAUGUGUAACAAGUUCUGCUGCCGUUAUCCUUUCUUCACAUCAGAGUUUGCACAACAUGGUGGCUGUCAGUUGUGUUACACAUUGGCCCUUGUUGCAUAACUCAGUUCCAAUUCUGGCUCUCCCGAGCAGUGAUUGAAAAAAUGAGGCUUGAUAGUAGAUCUAAUUUGCUUGUCUUAGUAUUAGAUUCCCCUCCUGCUUUUAGAUAUGCCUUAUACAGCUGCGUAGAAACUAGUUUCUCUAACACAGUUAUGUCUAUGGGGAAAAAAUAAAUGAAGUAAUCUGGAAUCUAAUUCUUUCUCAAACAGCGUUUUAUCCAGUACUUGGCAUCUCGAAAUACCCUGUUUAAUCUCAACAACUAUCUGGAUAAAAGUGCCAUGCAGGGUAAGAAUUUUUUACUUUUCUAUUCUGAGGCAGAUUGCAAUUUGCACAGUAACUUCUAUGGGCUAAAGGAAUGUUAGAAAUUCAGUCAUCUUAAAUAAACCCAUGAAUGUAUCCAAACUGUAUUGGAGAGGCAUGCUCUUUUAUUUAUUGAAGUUUGCAUCCAGGUGUAUUCUGCAGUUUCAUUCAUUGGCUCUAGUAGACCAGUAGUCCAGUCCAGGAUUUGUAAGUAUGGAAGUCCCACUGACUUUAGUAAACUUCACAACAAAGUAAGUAUCUAGGAGUGUAGCCUUAGAAUAUUUGUGAUAUGUUUUGUAUUGGGAAACAAAUAAAUCAAAUUAAUAUGAGCAUUUAUGCUAGCUAUAAUUGCAUAAAAUUUCAUCAUGAACCUGACAUUCACCUCAGAAUUACCGUAUUUUUCGCACCAUAGGACGCACCGGACAAUAGGGCGCACCUUGUUUUAGAGGGGGGAGAACAAGAAAAAAAAUUCUCCCCCUCUCUGCCCAGCGCCCCUUCAGCGAAGCGGCAGGAGGUGCUGCGCAGAGAGGGGGAGAAUUUUCCCCCUCUUGUUUUCCCGCUCUAAAACAAGGUGCUGUUUAAGGUGCGUUCAGGCGGCUACCUUGGAAGCCUGUGCACCGACCCCUCUCGCUCUCCAGGCUUCAGGUUCCUUUCGACCUGCUCUUUGGGGCUGGCGGGGGAAGCCCACCAUCAGCCCCAAAGAGCAGGUCAGGGAGCAGCGGAAAGGCACAGCGGAGAGGCUGCUGCCAUAGCCGCGCAUCACCUCUCCAACCGGGAGAGGGUCGCGGGGGCUUCUUGCCCCACGCGCGCUCUCCCGGCUGGAGAGGUGACGCGUGGCUAAAGAGGCUCCUGCCAUAGCCGCGCGUCACCUCUCCAGCCGGGAGAGGGUCGUGGGGCUAUGGCUUCUUUUGCCCCGCGCGCGCUCUCCCAGCUGGAGAGGUGACGCGUGGCUAUAGAGGCUCCUUCCAUAGCCACGCGUCACCUCUCCAGCCGGGCGAGGGUCGCGGGGCUAUGGCGUCUUCGCUCCAUAGGACGCACACACAUUUCCCCUUCAUUUUUGAAGGGGAAAAAGUGCGUCCUAUAGAGGGAAAAAUACGGUAUAUCUGCUUAGGAAUAAGAUGCAUAUUUCUGACUGGCUCUCUGUACAUUGUCAUGGUUACUUAGUAGAGUUCUAAAUAUUCAAAACCUGAGAAAUAACACACUGCAGAAUUUGUGUUGUUUGUUGUUUGACUCCGAGGUUACUUAUGGGGGAUUCUGUAAUCCUUAUGAUACAUAGAAUUGCCCACUCCUGGAUCAUGUCAUCUCUGGUGACUUGUUUGUCCCAGGGGCAGAACACCCACUGGGAUAUAGCAACCUGGUUUAGACAGUUGUUUGAGGCUUCAUAAACCAUGGCUUAUGAUCUCAACUUGGUUUUCAAACCAACGUGUGCCGGCCAGAAUUCCCUAGUUUGAAUGUAAUGGGACUUGAUGCAAGCCCAGCAGAUCCUUUGCAUCUUGGCCCUGGCAGCCACUUCUGGCACCAUACCCAUGAAUUUUGAAGCCUCUAAACUGAAUCAGAACAGUAUGUGAUUUAUGUGUCUCUGGAAGAGAGAACAAAUCGAAAAUAAUGGUUACCCCCAGAUGCUAGAUAACCUUCCCCCUGGUUCUCUUACAUGAAUUAUGUUUCUUUUUGAUAGAUGUUCAUUCUAUUUUGAAGAGAUAAGUGUAGACUUUAACAUGUAUAUAAUUUUGAUUUCCUUUUAAACCAGUUUGUUGUUGUUGUUUCAAUUAUAGUGUACCUCAGAAAUAAAGAAUCUAAAUUUAAAAAAUAAUUUUUAUCAACCAUGGUAAAAUGGCUUUCUGAUGGUGGAAAUUAUUAAAAUAUUAGUUUAUUGGUGAAAUACAAAAAUUUUAUAAAAUCUUGUGUGAACCACAUAAACUUGUGUUAACCACACAUAAACUUAUUUUUCAAUUAAGACUGUUAGAGAGUCUCACUGGUUCAGAAAGUGUUGGUUUUUAUUAAUUUCAUGAGGCAACAUUCAGAGAAACUAUACCAACUUAUCAGUGCUGGAAGCAUGAUCACUAUACUACUAGUUUCAAAUGUGUGUAAUAAUGGCAAAUGUGUGAAGAAGGUCCCCAAGGAACUUUUGGAGCAUAAUUCACACUGAGUAAAAAGUGAUAAGAGUACUAGAAGAAUGAAAAGUCUAAUUGAAUAGCAUUUCAUUUCCAGGCUAUGAUAUGUCUACCUUCAUCAGACGAUACAGCAGAUACUUGAAUGAAAAAGCACUUUCUUACAGACUUGUAGCAGUUGAUUUCACCAAAAUGAAAAGAGGGUAAGAAUUCCAUUUAUUUUUAUGCUCUUCUAGUGACUGGAUGGGCAUCAAAGUGUUUGAGAAAACAGAAUUGUCAAAACAGAGUUUGGAAAUUUGUGCAAAAAAAACAUGCUCUGAUGUGAAAUUUGAAGUAUGCAGUGAUAGAAAAAUGCAACUUUUGGAGCAUUGAAUCUGACAGCACAUAAAAUGUUCAGUGGCACUGUUGCAACAGCUUGCAUAAACUUUUAGGUAUAAGUUUGAACCUUUUGGGAGAUCAGAAUAUUCUUUAAAGUAUUUUAUAUGUAAUAAUUUAAUGCAGAACUUUGGAAAAUACUAUUCUACGUAUUUUAUUCAAAAGUCCCACUGAUUUCAAUGGGCAGCAGUAGAGUCUUCUUUGUUUGAUAUAAUCUGUAGUGCUGACAUCGGAUACCAUAAUAGUGUGUUCAACGAUUGUAUCUGUUUGGUUUAUUUUCUAUUUUAUUUUGAAGGAUUGAUGGUGUGAUGAGAACAAUGAAUACUGAAAAACUUCUGAAAACACUCCCAAUUAUUCAGAAUCAACUAGAUGCACUUCUCGAUUUUGAUGUAAGCACUGUAGCUGUUAUUUAUUACUACAAUUCAUGAUAAGCUUUAUGGAGGGUGAAAUAUGUGUUGUGAUUUCACUUUCUGGUAAUUUGACUUAAAAAAUCUCUUUGCUUUUUACGCAGGCAAACCCAAAUGAACUAACAAAUGGUGUAAUAAAUGCUGCUUUCAUGCUCCUCUUUAAAGAUUCCAUUAGACUUUUUGCAGCCUAUAAUGAGGGGAUCAUUAACUUGUUAGGUAUGUGAAACAACACACAACAAUUGUUUAAACAUUUACCAGUGGAGACCUGUAUAAAUAUGCAGAUGUGGUUUUGUUUGUAAUAUCUUCCAUGUUCAUUUCUCCCUUCACUCCCUUGUGUUCUUUCCCAUGUGUUUCUCUCUCCCUUCUCUCCCUCUUUCCUUCCCCCCUCAUUGAACUUGCACAUAAUAAUCCUAAAUUUUGCUGAUUCACACAUCAUAGUAAGCCAAGUCUCCUCGUUUGUUUCUCCUGGCUCCAGGCAGGGCAGAGUGAAGUGGGAGCAGUUGAGCAAUGUUGCUCAUUUGCAACAAUCCACGGUUAAUUUCUUGCUUUGGCUUACCAAGACAUGCAAGCCAGCCCAUUCACUAUUUUUAUACUUACACCAUGUUCAAAUAGUUUCUCUUAAACAUGUGCACAUAGCUAACUGAUGAGCAACACCUUAAUAGUCCUGCCUAUUAUCUCUUCUGUUGCACUCCUUCUUAUAACAGUACACAUAAUUCUAGUGUGCCAGAAAUUUAUUUUAUUUUUAAACUACUAGGCAGCUGAAGUGUUCAUAGACAUAGCUUAACACUUCAGUCUAACUUCAGGCUAAGCCAAUGUCUAGGGAAGACUCAUUUCACCCUGUAGAAUUCAAUAGCUGGUCUCUAUUGUAUUUUCUUUUGUUGUGUUUAUCUGAUUUUAAAGGGUAGUGGUGGCUGGAGCAACUUGGCAAAAACACUUAAAGCUUUUGUGUGUGUGUGCUCUCAUUUUAUGCUCCAGUGAUGGCCAUGGUAAUAUGUAAAAGUUCUUGGGUGUGAUGACAGCAAGAGUGCAUGCUUAUGCUCAGAAAGUGCUUUAUAUAUGUUUUUUAUUAUUUUCAGUGUAGUUAAGGCUUUGAUUGAUGUUCUGAUUGUUUGGAAGAUAUGGAAGCUUGUUUGUCAGUGUUUGAAUAUGAUUGGCUUACUAAUUAGGUUCCUACAGUAUUCUAAAUUCAAACAAAUUUAAUGUGUGUGCAGUAAACCAGAAGAUUGUAGGCCUCUUCUGAGACUCACACUAGCAAUAUAUUUUGAUCAGUGUAUUCAUCCUCAGCUGCAGAUAUAUCUUUUCAGCUGACCUUCAGUUCUUCUUCAGGCUUUGCAAUCCCUGCUUCUGUCAGUGAAGUUCCUGUGAAGGGCACUUGUUGAAUAAACUUAACUGUUAUUGGUGGAUUCAUUUUAUGGUCUUGGCUAAAACUGCUGUUAAAUAAAGUUGAAAUCAGUUAGUGACAUCUUCAAAUAGUAAAGCAUCAAACCUAGCCUUUUUAAGUCUAACAUACCACCUUAUUAAUAAUAAUAUUAUGUUACUGUUCUUUUAUUUACACACAAUUUUUUCUUUGAAUUUCAUGCUUCAGAAAAAUAUUUUGAUAUGAAGAAGAACCAGUGCAAAGAAGGUCUGGAUAUUUACAAAAAAUUCUUAGCCAGAAUGACCAAAUUGUCAGAAUUCCUCAAAGUGGCAGAGGUAAAUAAAUCCAGUAGCAUUAGUAGUAUUUCAUUUAGCUCUCUGGACUGGUACAGUAAUAAGUGCUUAUGAUCACAAUUUCAUGCAAGUUUUGUAUGUUGCUGAAUGUAAACAUCACUUAAACUAUGUACAUUUAAGGGUAUAUUUUGAAAGCUCUGUUUCUGUUCAUUUUUAUCAACUAAGAAAUGCCUGCUGAACAAAGGUUGUGGUUUUUUAAAAACUAUCUAUUGAGUAUUUUUUUCUCUCCAAAGUUCUGACAAGCUAUUUAUUACUAUUUCUGGUAACUGAAAUACAUAAAAUCUUAAGAAAUACCUUUCAGGAUCUCCAUAUGAAAUUUAGCUUAGAAGUUGCAUUUAAAGUUGUACCAGUUCAGAAAGCUCUCCAUGUCCUCCCUGUUCCCUUAGCUUUUAUGUAGACAUUCAGAUCCACAGUUCUUUCUUUUCAUUGCCACUGCAUGUAGUAAUGUACAUUUUUUUCCCUUUUUUGUGAACCCAGCAAGUUGGAAUUGAUCAGGGUGACAUUCCAGAUCUUACUCAGGUCAGUGUACAUUUCAUAUUAAUUUAACCCCCAAGUCCUGUGUCCUUUUGUGAUUUUAAUAGUUAGUGUUCCAUUCUAUACAUUCUGAGAAUUCAUUUUCUUCCAUAUAUACUAUAUAUGGAAAUACAUUCCAUUUUUCCUGUAACCUGUUUUGCUUCAUAUAGGUAAUGUGCUCAGUAACAAGUAAUGCUUUUGUUUUUCCUGUGCUGUUUUGGAGAAUAUUAUUACUAGAAAUUUUGAGGAUUUAUUUAUAAACAACAACACCGCCCUUAAAACACAUGGGGUAGGAUACCUAAACCUAGUGCUUUGUUUUAAUCAGCAAUUUCCACAAACUGAGCAAGUGGGGCAGUACAACUACUUCACUUGCUGAACAGCUUUCCCCUCCCCUUGCUCAGGAGGGGACCAUAGCACAACGGAAGAGGAUAUGCUUGGCUCAAUAUCCUUUUUAAAAAAAUCAAAAAUCAGUAAAAUCUCUCUGCCUGGGAACCUGGAGAGCCUGUGCUCAUCAGAGUAGACAAUAUUGGGCAACAUAGUCAAACAGUCUGACCUGGUAUAAAGCAGCUUCCAAUGUUCCUGUGUGUUUCAGAGAUUUUUUUAAAAAAUGUAAUUGAAAGCCAGGGAGGGAGCUGGAUGCUCAAAUAAAAAGUAGAAAAUGGAGGCCUCUAAAGUUGUAUUUUGGGUGCUGACAUAGCUAUAAACUCCUGGUUAUGGAAACGAUAUAGUUUCUUCUAUGAGGUUUGCUGGUGCUCAUACACCAGGCAUAUUAUUCAGAAGUUGCAGCCACAGCUCCAAAGACUUGAUGAGGCCUAUAGCUCAGUGGCAGAGCAAACUUUAUCUGAAAAUGGCCCAAGAUUCAAUCUCCAGGAUCUCUAGUUAUAGGAUACAGUUAGCAAAGUUAGGCAAGAAUUUAACUUAAAGAGGUUAGAGAGCUAAACACUGGGCUAAACAAAACAACAGUCUGAUUCAAUGUAAAAUAGCCCCACGUGUUCACACAAUGGGGGGUGUACAGAAUUAAUUCCUGUAGGACAGCUCUACAAAGUGAAAAAUUCUUGCUAGCCAGCUCAGAAUCUGAUACAGUACUUCACAUGCUGUUGAUGUUACAACACUGCAUCAAGUGGUUCCGUAGAUCCCUCUUAAUCUUCGUGGAUCUUUCCAUUUGCUGGCACCAUGCUAUGCUCUUCUAUUUCUUUUCUUGUCCCAAAUAGGCAUUGCCUUUUGUACCUACUUGCGCAUGUCACCCCUCUGUCCCCUUAUUUUUAUUGUUGCCUCUACAGUUGCUUAAAUCCUGUCUGUUUCUGUCUUACCAAUCCAAUGAGACAGCCCCCACAAUGUGUCAGUUGCUUUGUCAGCCCUUCUGGCUUCUUGACUGUUCUAAUGACUUGGGUGCCUAGUAAAGGCAAGGUACUCCUUUUGACUGCAUGCCCCUGAAAUGGGUCCCUUCUUUAAAAUGUUGUGUGUGUGUCCCCACAUUUUUUUGGGUCACACCAUUAAUACCCCACUGAAGUAAUGGCUUCAGACUUCUGUACGUGUUGAAUCUUAAUCUGACAAACUGGGAGCAAAACUAGGACUAUUGUGUUUGUGUGGAGCCCUGCUGAAUAAUGCAGGCUACAGAAGCGUGGGGAGGUUUUUGUUUUUUGUUUUUAAUGCAAACAUGGACAAAGAAAAACAAUAGGAGAUAUCCAAUGUUAAGAGCAGACACCGUGAAAUCAAUGCAGAUCACCCCAGUCUUUGGGUAAGCUUCAGUGAUUUAUUUCAGUGGGAAUGAAGUGCAACCACCUUAGUGUGCAUCCAGCCUUAGUAUGCAUCCAAGAGAUGUUGAAUUGAUUUACCUACUCUCUUUCAAGCAGUUAACAUGGCACCCCUUGUGAAUCAAAGCUACAGUGGUGCACAAUACAGGAAUCUUCAUUAAUACAUUGUCUAAUGCCUUUGGAACAACUUUUGCAAGUUAGCUCUUUAGAACUAUUACCGUGGCAUAAUAGUUGUUUUCUUUUACUUUGGGAGGCUUAGUUUGAGCCCUUGCAGAACAGCCAAUUUUUUUUGUAAAUACUGUAUGUGCCAUAUUUUGGAGAAAUGCAAUCCACUCCAUUUACUUGUGUGUGAGCAUCUAGUAAAACAAAAUGACACUCAGGUAGCUUAUGGAGCUGAGCCGUUUUAAAAUGAAUUCAGCAUUCUUCAGUUGUGCACAUCCUGUGCUCUUGUUUCUGAUCAUUUUGUCUACUGUAGAAGUUAAUGAACUGUGUGCUGAUGAAUCUUUUUUACAAGUACAGUGGUACCUCGGGUUAAGUACUUAAUUUGUUCCGGAGGUCCGUUCUUAACCUGAAACUGUUCUUAACCCGAAGCACCACUUUAGCUAAUGGGGCCUCCCGCUGCUGCCACGCCGCCGGAGCACGAUUUCUGUUCUCAUCCUGAAGCAAUGUUCUUAACCUGAAGCACUAUUUCUGGGUUAGCGGAGUGUGUAACCUGAAGCAUAUGUAACCUGAAGCGUAUGUAACCUGAGGUACCACUGUAAAUGUAAGGAACGUUUCACUCCAGUGUAGACUCAAGCAUAGCAACAUAAUAAACUGAAAACUUCACUGUGGAAUUGUCAGGGCUAACCGAUUUCACUUCAAGAACUGGUAUUGCUGAGGUGCUCCUACAGUUCUCUGGAAUAGUUCCUGAAAACAACUCAUCUGGAAGAUGGUGACAGAAAUGUUAUAACAAGCCUCCUGCCUAAAUAAAAAAACAAAAAACAACAACCUUGCUCACAGAAAGAGCAAUGUUUUGCCUGCAGAAGGACCCAGAUUUAGUCCUUGGAAGCUCAAAAUAAAAAGGACCGUGUAGGAGAUAGUGGAAAAGAUUUCUGCCUUUGGUCCUGCCAAGCUGUUGCCAGUCAGAAUCAGCAAUGCUGGGUCUUACUGGCAAGUUGUCUGACCUGAUGUAAGGCAGCCACUGUUCAUUUCGCUCAGUUAUGAGAUUAUGGUGGAAAGUAGAUGUGGAGGCUUUGAGGACAUUGUCUCUCCUCUCUAUGAAGGUACCUUACAUAAAAGUGAUUUCUUUUGUAUUUGGAGUGGAAAAAUGUAAAGAAGAAGAAGUAGUAGUUUGCAAUCCUGCAUACAUUUGAUAAGAAUUUUCACUUUAGGCCCCCAGCAGUCUGCUUGAAGCUUUGGAGCAGCAUCUGGCUUCACUGGAAGGGAAGAAGACAAAGGAGGUUUCAGCUGCUAGCAGGUAAUAAAUAGGCAGGUAGACUGCAACCAGAGUAUUGAUUAUUGGCAUAUUGGAGUGUUGAAGUAUAGAAUGUUCCCAUCUGUUUUAUAGUCUUAUUUUUUAUGACUUCAAUGUAAUGUAGCAGAAUUGUUUCUUCUCAAAUAGUAAGGGCAAAAGUGGGUGAUAACACCAAAGCAAUAAUGCAAAGCAGGCUGUUAAAGUUGCACAGAAGAUUUAUUGAAUUGUAUAAUUAGCCCAAAGCACCGGCUGCUAUCAUCUGCCUUUAAGAGUGGGUAGGUGGAAUUAUGGGCUGAAAUGGGAAAAAUAAUUCUUUCCCCCCCACACUCCCUGAAAAAAACACAAAAAGAACCUGGUGAAUUCCUUAGUUCUCCACCUAAAUGACUUAGUACUGUCUACAUACAUAUGGCCAUCUUGGUAGCUGCCUCAUACGUGUGGAAUUAUCCUCCCUUUGAGAUCUGUCUUAUCUCUUGUAAGCACUCUAAAAAUCUUUAUUUGGAUUUACUUUGGAUUUCCAGACAAACCAGAUCAUUUUUCAUUGCGAAGUAUACUCUGAACCAGUGGUUCCCAAACGACCAUGGACCACUUGAGAAUGCUGAUGGUCUCAGUGGAUUAUCUAAUAAUUUUUCUGCCUGUUGUAACAACUGUAAUAUGUUGUGCUUAUUUUAUUGUAAUUUGUUGUAUUUUGUUAUCCAGUUUAAGUGCAUAAAAAGCAUGGUAAACAUGGAUACUUUGAGAUAUCAUGUUUCCCACUCAUUUACUUGGAUUUAAGUCCCUCUCAGUUCAGGUAAGUGUAUAUAGGAUCCCAGAUGCUAUGCCCUUCUAUCAUUCUUUGCCAGGUUAAUUUGGAGAAGACUGAAGUUGUAGUGUUCUGAAUUCUGUCCUGUUUCCCCCUUACUCAUGAACUAUCUAGGUGAUGCCUGAAGCUUCCUUCGAGUUCAAAGAUCUUAAAUAUGUGGUCCUUUUCCUUUAAAAUUUCAGAGCAAGCACCCUAUCCAGUGCAGUUUCUACACUUGCCAACACAGGAAUGUCCUUCACUAAAAUGGACGAAAGAGAGAAACAGCAGGCAUUGGAGGAGGAGCAAGCUAGACUUCAAGCACUGAAGGUACUGCUUCUGGUUUUGUUGGACAUGUGGAGUCAGAAAAUGUGUAAGCUAGUUUGGCAGCUGCACUUCAUAUACCCCUGUAAAAAGUAACUUGGCUCUGUGUCUUGUUAAAGUGAGAGGGGUGUGUGUGUGUGUGUGUGUGUGUGUGUGUGUGUGUAAGUGAGAAAGAGUGCUUUGAGUGUUUGGGAAUUGACCAUAUGCUGCAGCCUUAGUUUUCAUUUUGAUCACAGCAUCAAAUCUCUGACCUAUUUUAAAAAUCUUGGAUUCACAGAUCAAGCCAAAGUUGAGCAUUUCCACAUCUCACUGAGCUUGGUGUGGAAAGAGCCAACCAAAUUCUUCAUGAAAUCAAUGUGAUUUGAAAGUGAUUAGCUUUGGCUGGAUCAUGGCCUUAACUCAUGAACAGGACAGUCUCACUGAUUUUCAUGACAGUGGAAUAUGGCUGGAUUACAUCAUAACACUCUGUAGAAUGGAGAUGUGGGUUAACUUCGCAAGGUAGUUAAGUUUCAUUGUUGGUGUACUUGCAUUCUGAAAAACUCACAUAAUGUAAAAUUUGAAUUAUCUUGCACAACUCUUUUAGGAACAGCGAUUGAGAGAGAUUUCUGUGGUGUCAAAUUCAACUUCUACAUCUGCCUCUCCAAGCACUUUAUCAGGGAAGAGUGUAAACACCAAUGCUGCAGCUGUUGACCUAUUUGCAACACCUGCUCCAACCACCAAUAGGUGAGGAAUAUUUCAAUAUCAGGUACAAAUAAUCUAGAGUCAGAACUUCUUCAUAUUAUGGUAUUGGAAAGCAUUCCCAAGUGGAAACUCAGAAUGCUUUGUGGGAAUUGAAGAGAACAGGCACUUCAUUUGCAUAAAGGUUUUAGACUCUCAUUCAUUGUUUUACUGAAGAGAAACUUGACUAAGUUCCUUUGUUAAAAAAGCAAUUGUAACCUUUCUCCUUCCCUUUCACAAUAAUCUUUGUAAUCAAUUAAUUGAAAAAUUAGGAUUGAAUACUGAACGUCAAGACAUAUACAGUCAUUUUUACAUAAAGUAUAUAACAUAGAAGUGAUACCAGCAAGAAAAAAAUGUAAAAGAAGUUGCUCAAAUCUGACUUUGCAAUGAGAAAUGAAUGUAUGAGAUCAGGCACCAAAGGUUGUUCAUAGUGCUGUCCAAACUUCCAGCCUUAAAUUAAUAUGGCAUUCCUCCAUUCAUUAAUAAUGACCUCACCCAGUCAACAACUGGAUUGUAGACUUUUCCCAAUUUAGCAGUUAUAUCCUGCUUAUCCUGCAGUUGAAAAUCAACAGCCACAAGAACAAUAAAUAAAACCAAUAUAAAAACCGCAUAAAAAUUCCACCUUAAAAUGUUACAAACCACCAGCAGCAGAACAAAUAUUAAAACCAAUUGAAGAUUAAAACGGUCAAAUAAAACCAGUUACUAAAAAGGUCAGAUGCUGAAAGCCUUCCUUCACCAUUUAUUGGAAGGCCUAUAAAGAGGAGUCCAAACAAGGCUACAGAAUCUUCUGCAGCACAAGCCUGGCAUUGACAGUAUUGUUGGGGUGACAGUGGGUUAAUACUUGCUUUAUUGUUGUGAACAAAAUCUACCUUGGAGAGGAGGAUUCUUGGAGGAUCUCAUCAAAUCAAAUUUGUGUUGUAAAGUGAAAUUUCAAGUUAUUUCUCUCAUGUCAGUGGAUGUAUAUGCAGGCAUUUCUUGAAGUUGUCUAAUGUUCAGAUGUUCAAACAGCAUAAUAAACUUCCUCUUGCUUAAGUAUGCCAUUUAUAGCUGACAACCUUCUUGGAACUUUCAGCAUGCCCAACCUUUCUACUGAUCUCUUUGAUCUCCAACCUGCGUUUGUUCCAACGGUACAGAGUACUCCAGCCAUAGCAACAUCAGCAGGCAGUGCCUGGGGAGGUAAGUUUACUGCUGUCGUUAAAUAAAACAUUUACAGUCCUUGGAAUUAAUUGUCUUUACCCUUUCAGAUUGUCAUACAUUCCUGAAUGCACAGCUAAUCUUAUGUUGUCAUGUAAUCCAGUUGCCUUUAUUAAUAGCUGUGGCAGAGAAACAUGUAAUUGAUAACAGCAGCUAUUAUUGUACCCCAAAAUUAUUGCUGUUUUUCUUCCUAGUUUUAUUAGAUACAUAAACAUCUGCAAAUUUUGUCUGCUGAGGGUACAUUACAUAGGGUGUAACUUUGUUAGAAUAAAGGCCUUGUUAGAAUAAAGUUUUAAAGUCAAACAAAAAAAAAGCAGUUAGUCCCUGGUGGAGCCCCCCGAGGCCUAGGGCAGGUGUACCCGGCUGCUCCCCCCCCCCCCGCUGCAACAUGGCCCUGGUGUAACAUCUUCUCUGCAUCUCCUGGUGUGUGUUCUGAACUGUUAGGUCAUUGUGAAUCAGUUUUCCAUAGUAAAUGAAACAUGUAACAGGAGCGGAGAACAUAACAGAAUGUUUGUGGUUUGUGGGUAUUUGUAACUGUCCCAUUUUGCAUUUCUGAGUUCUACAUCCAAAUGCUUAGCUGCUAUCAGAACAACUUGAGGUAGGAAGUUUGGUCUACACGGAGUUGCCUCUGCCCAUAAUUAUAACUUGAAUGUCUUCCUCUCUUUAGGAUUCUAGUUAGUGAUGGAAUUAAAUAAGGCUGCUAUAUAGAACAGAUAUGUACAGGAGUAAAAAUAGUUAUGUCCUCAACACAUAGAAAAUUCGGUUAUAGUACAGAUACAGUCCAAACUGGUUGUUGAGAUGCUGCUUCCCAGCUUCAACUAUAGGCACAGUAAGAUCAUGUCACAAACUCGUACUUACAGAUAUCCUCUCUUGUGCAUCAUACACCUCUGAGUCAGAGGUUUGGGGAAGGAAAAUGUAGUGCCAGAAAACCCUACAGGUCACUCUACUUAUGAGAAAAGUUAACAAGUGGACAGCUUAACCACCUGCCUCCAGAAGUUAGAAAUAUGUCUACCAGGAAACAGUGGCUAGCAUUCCAGUGCAGAGCAAGCAAAGGUUCAGAUGUAAUGCAGAGACAGGUUGUGAGAAUUCCAUCUCUACUUUAUACCUAAAGCAGACUUAGAUUGACAGCCAAGGAUGAAUCUGUGUUGGUAGAAUGCAAGGUGUAUUUUGUGAGCAAGCCAGUGAAGCUCAAGUAGAAAUAGCAACUGCUUGGUCUAAAGACCUGGAAGUGUCUUCUGGUGUAAUACCGUAUUUUUCGCCCUAUAGGACGCGCUUUUUCCCCUCCAAAAAUGAAGGGGAAAUCUGUGUGUGUCCUAUGGGGCGAAUACAGGCUUUCGCUGAAGCUUGGAGAGCGAGUGGGGUCGGUGCGCACCGACCCCUCUCGCUCUCCAGGCUUCAGGAAGCUAUCAGCAAGCCUGGGGAGCCCGCGGGAGUUCCCGCAGGGCUCCCCAGGCUGCGGAUAGCAGCCUGCUGCACGGAGCGCAGGGAGCGCUGAAGCAGAGCGCCCUGUGCUUCGGGCAGACAUCGGGCAGCCCCACAAGCUCGGGGGACAGCGGGGAGGCGCAGCGCCGCCAUCCAGCUGUUCCUCGACCUGGUUUGGAUUCCCCGACCUGGUUUUGGGGGGGAAAUAAAUGAAAUAAUUUUUUUCCUUUAUUCCCCCCCCCCAAAAAAAAAACUAGGUGCGUCCUAUGGGCCAGUGCGUCCUAUGGGACGAAAAAUAUGGUAUAUGUUUCCCGCUCCCAAAGAGUUGUGCAUUUUUGUAUGAAAGACAAAACUGGUAUGAAUUUCAUACAGUAGUGUUUGGGUGAGCAGACCAAUGAGAAACAGCCGUACACAAAACCGUGUUAAGUCCUUACCAUCCUGCUUCUGUGAACUCCCCAUGUUGUUCAGUGUGUCGUCUCUCUUGAGUGCUACUUGUGUUCUAGUUUUACUUCUUUCCCUUUCUUUCAACCUAAUGCUGUAUCUGAAAGGAACUUUCUCAUCCACAAAUGGUUGUGUUGGGUCUCCACCCCACCUGGACCUCUUUGAUAUGAAGCCAGUUGAAGAAGCUGUAAAAAGUACCACCCCUUUUGUGACAUCCACCUUUACCUCCAAACAAACAGUGGAACUGUUUAGUGGUAAAACAUCCUCUAAUUUCUUUCCAAAUAUACAUUAUUAUAGUGAUUCUAAUAUUUCUAAUUGUAUUAAUUCUCAGUUUCUGCAUUAAUUUUCUUAGUUUCAACUCAAAACCACAUUACAACUGCUAAUUGUUGGUCAGAUAACUGUGACAAUUUUAAUUAAGAAUCAAAAUUGUGCACUUUAAAUAUGCAAAAUUGCUUGUGUUAUUUUUGACAUGUUCAUGACCACAACUUUUUUUUAAAAAAAGUUUAUAUAUAAAUAUAUGAUUGGGUUUCCAAAGUUCUAUAAUUCACUAGAUGCCCCUUCUUAAAUUUGGCAUCUGCUUUGUUCCUUUCUUUCUCUACACUACCCUGUACUUUUCUUAUAAAUGUUUACAUAACAUCAGCCUCUUAGAAUUGCAGAACUAUUUAAGGACAACAGUACCAAUAAUUUUUAUUAUCAUUUGUAGGAUAUCCCCUUAAUUCGGUACCACAGAAUACUGCCUCUUCAACAGUCAAUGUGGAUUUUGAUGCUGUAUUUGGUGGCAAAUCAGCAGUACAAGAAUUUAGAACUGCAACAGGUAAAGCUAUUUAAUGUGUUUCAAAUUUCUGCAUUUUAUAAAGCCAGCAGCUACUUUUAUUUGUCUAGUUAUAUAGGUCAUUGGAUUCAGUAUUUGCCUUUUUAUCAGAUAAUUAUUUUAUAUAAUGUCAAUCUGUAAAACACUGCUUUCCAGAAUGCAUGGAAGACAGAGCGCCAAUACUUCACAUGUAUGGACAGCUAGUGGCUAAGGAGUGGGAAGCAAAUGAAUAAACCUGUCUGACAAAUUUCCUUCUUGUCAUUUAUUGCUCAGCCAUAACUUUUCUCUGUAUGUUUCCUUUCCUUGAACAUGCAUGAAUAGCCUUUCCUCAGAGUCCCGGGCUGCUAAAUGUUGUCGUUGGCAUUUCCAUUAGGUUGGGGAGACCUGUGGCCCUCAAGAUAUUGCUGAUCUACAUCUUCCAUCAUCCCUGACCGUUGGUCAUUCUGGCUGGGGUUGAUGGGCAUUGGAAUCCCAAAACAACUGGAGGGCAGCAGGAAUGCCCACUGUUGUAUUAGACAUUAAAGCUCAGCCACAAGAGGAGGGGAGAAUAGUCUUUGCUCUUUUCUACUUGCUAGUUAGUCACUUGCUGACUCACCAUGCUGCCUAAUCAUGGGGAUGAAGUCAUACUUUAAUUUUGCUUAAAUGGUGUAUCAAAUGGUUUUAUUCGCUGGAGGGUGCCUGUCUUUUUAAACUGAUGGACUUAAAUCAUUUAAAUUUAGAAAUUCUAAGCUCCUUAGAAUGUUUCUGAUUAAAUUAUCUUUUAGAAAAAAGUUACCUGCCCCAAAGUACAAGUGCUUAGUUCUGUUUCCUGCUAGUCUAAUACCCAUUGUGAUUGUCCUUUUCUUUAUUUUUGGUAUAUUUCAAUGUGGCGUUCCGGAUCAUGGAUUUCAAUGGGUAAGUUAAUAAAGUGAUUAUAAGCUUAAGGCUGCAAUCCUAUGCAUGCUUAACCUGGGAGUGAGCCCCACUGAAUAGCACAGAAUUCUGUUCUCUGUAAACAUAAAUAAGUUUGUGCUACCCCUGGUCUCUGCCCUUAAGUGUAACCCAGGAAGUAAAAUCAAGGGCUUUAGGCUUCUCCUCUGAAAGGCAGCAUUCUUCUUACUCAUAGCAAUGAUUUUACAUAGAAAGGCCACCUGGGCAUUUAUAGGUUGUGAGCAGGAAACAGCUCCUCAAUGAGCACUAGUAAAGGUGUUCGUGCAGAGAUUAGUCUGAUUGGUGUACAGGCCAAAAAUGCUUCUCUUACCCUCCUCAAAUGCACAUGCUUCCAGAGUUUACUGGGCACUCAGUAUUGUGUUCAACUACAAGGGAGGGAAUGAAUAUGAUUGUAAAAAGAAUACAUGCCCAGAUCAGAGCCUUCAAUUGAAAUGAAUGUGGAACUGUCUUAGAUUGCAGAGGACAAAGCUCAACUCCUGUGGCCAUAGGAAUGCAUUGUCUUAAAACAUACUGAAACAUAAGAUGAGCCCUGUUUGAUCAGAGACCUAUUUAGAGACCCAGAUCAGAAAACCCAAAUGCAGCAGCCAGAUUCUGUUUAGAUCUCAUAUAACUCCUGUUUUAAAACAGCUGCACUGGUUGCUAGUUUGUUCCCAGGUGCUCACAAUUAGUGAGUAAAGCCCUAAAACACCCAGGCCCUGAAUAAUUGAAAGACUGCAUUCUUCCCUACAAGCCCUGUCAGGUGUUAAGAUUGGCAGAGGGGACCCUGUUGAUUAUUCCACUGUCCCCAGAAGCUUGGGGUGGGGUGCCUGGGAGAGUGCAUUCUCUGUGACAGACCCUAAAUUGUGGAACUCUCUCCCCAUAGAAAUGUGUCUGGUAUCUUCAUUAUACAGCUUUCAGAAAACGUUGAAGGCAUACAUAUCUUUAACCUGGCUUUUGACACCUAAGUUAAAUAUAUAUUUAGUUCCCAACUUAUUUCUGUUAUUUUAAGUUGCUUGUUUUUAACAUUGUGCUUUAAUUGUUGAAAUCUGCCUUGAGGGUAAAGGAUGAGUAAUAAUAAUAGUCUAGCAUCCUGUUCUCACAGUGGCUGACCAAAGUGCAAGAACACUCCCCAUUCUUACUCCCCAGCAACUGCCUCCAGCACUGAAUGCUUCUCUAUAGGAACCACCACUUCCAAGACAAACAUUGCCAGGGGAAGGCAAACAGCCGGUCUCUAAGGACCAUUACAUCAUGGUGUUUUAACAUGCCUGCAGUUCUUAGCUUUAUAUUUGCCUAAUGCUAAGAACAUGAUCCUUGCAUUAAAAAACUUUUAUUGAUCUUUAUCAUUCCCCUCUUCUGGAGAACUCAGGCCAAUGUACAUGACACUCCCCCUUUUUUCCCACACCAACCCUUUGAGGUUGGCUAGUCUGAGAGAUGAUGAGUGGCUUAAGAUCACCCAGGAAGCAUAGUGGCCGAUUGGGUUGCUGUACCUAAUUCCAGCAUUCAAACUACCACACACGCUGGCUUUGAAGUACUUAAGACACCUGAAGGCUAUAAUUGAAACAUUGCUGUCUAAUUUCUUUUAACUGAUUAUUCUGAUAAAAUAAACAUUAUGACCUCCCCAUCUACGCCCACCCCAGUUUUGUAAAUUUCCUCUUUUUGGUGCUGCUUGGGCAAGUCCAUUUCCUGCACUGAUGGUUGUGUGUGGGUUUUGGUUUGUGCUUUCUAAUUUUACAUCUCUAAGAAAGUGCAAUUGUCAAACCACCCUAUACAUAGGAGAAACUGCGGUUAUCUUUGUGUGCAUUAAAAUAUUUUGUACACUUUCAAGACUGCUUGAAAAUCCAGGGUUUAAGAAUUCCUUUUUAAAUCUUUGAAGUGUAAAUCUUACAUUCCAGCAGCUUAUUAGAAUUUUGUCUAGAAUCAUUUUUUCCAGGAAUAAUGUGGGGUUUAACCCAUAUCUUGUCUAAUCCUUAAGCUCUUUUGAAAUGGAAACUGUACAUAAAAGCUAAUGCUGGCUAGAAUUCAGUUUCCAUUGCUCUCGGUAAAUAGUGUGCUUAGGUGGGUUUGCACAUCCCAGCUUCGCCAAAAUAUACAUUCUGACAUUUCAGUGAGUAUCACAGUAUAGAUGUAACUCUUAUUCCUACAUCUGUGGAUGUAAGCAGACUAUCGCAUAUACAACUAAUUUAACUAGGCGAAAAGGGUUGUGGCAUUUUAUUGGGAGUAGGGGAUUUCUGGGUGGUGGUACCCUUUUUUGCCUUCUGUUACCAGUUGAAAUGAUAGCUGCAAACCAAUAAUACUCUUUUUUAAAAAGGUUAUCUCCUUUGUACCCAGUCUUUAAUUUACAGAUGAUGUAUUGCAACCAACAGUACAAGCUCAAAAUCAGAGAGUAGCUUUAAUUGGUCAGCACAGUGGGAAGAUUUUGGCCAAUGACCUUGAUUCUUCACUUGCUAAUCUGGUUGGAAGUAAGUUUAACACUUUCGUUUUUAAAGAAAGGUUUCCCUAUGUUUAUUAUGAAAGGAAUUCUAAAUCUUAAUUACAUGUUUUUUUGGUGUUUUAUUACAGAUCUUGGCUUUGGAGGAACACCAUCGAAAAAGUGAGACUUAUAUUCCUUAAUUUCAUAAUUUCUAAUUAUAUAUUGAUAAAAAUGUCCUUGACUUGUGUUUGCAUUGCUGAGCUAUCACAGAAUUUUCUAAUAUUCAGUGUUGUGCCAAUACAAUCAUUCUGUGAGAGCAAAUAUUGCCUAACGGAACAGACCUUAACCUUCAAAAGGAGACAUUCAGCAAUAGCUUUUUAAGAUUGUUUUGAGUUAUUAAGAAGAUUUAUAGCCUGCCUUCGUACAAGCCCAGGGGUUCAAGGUAGUGCAUUUUUUUUUUGUUUAUUUUGGUUACAUAUUACAAAUACAUAUACAUACAGAAAAAUAGAAAAAGAAUUUAAAAAAAAUAGAGAAGAAGAAGAAAUAAAAAACAUAAGAAGAAAAAGAAAGAAAGUUUAAAAAAGCCUGAACAUUUUCAGUUAUACAUCUUUGUAUUUACAAGCCAUCUUUUUAUAACUUCUGGCUCAUCUCCCUUAUUUGUAACUUCCCGCCUCCCUUAAAUGACUCCUAAUAAUUCAUUCUUUCUUAUUAUCUGUAUUCAGUUGAUAAGUCUGUGGAGAGCAUUCUAAUUGCCAGUGGGAGUUUAAUCUACACUAAGCCAAGCAAAGUCUUGGGAACCUCUUUUUUCCAUGUAAUUUAUGAAAACAUCCAGUUUUAACAUCCAGCUAAAAAUACAAAAUUAAGCAAAUAUUAAAAACAAACCCAAUCUCCCCAUGUAACACCUGGCUGUUCUGGUAGUCAUUUCCGGGCCAGGGUUGGGGCACAAAUCCCACUCCAAAAACAUGUGACGCAACUGAUUUCAUGAAUAGCACUAUUGUUCAAGUAUUGGAAAAGAAAGGUUUGUAAAACUUUCACCAUCCUGCCAGUCUCUUCUAACUAGAGGGGAAAAAAUCCAAAUGUUUUAAUUCUAAACAUUCAAAAAUUAACAUAUAUAUCUUGCUAUAAUCAAUAACUAAAACAGGUAAAGAAGAAGUCCCAGAGUAAAAGAUGUUAAAAGUCUAAUUUAAUUGACUAUAAAACAAAUCACAAAUAGAAUUUGCCUGUAAGUGCAGUGACAUCAAACUUGCCACCAUGUGCUCUGAGUCGUGCUUCACACCUUGGGUGUAGGGAUGCCAUCAAUAAGGCACAGGGUGUGGGAUGUUCCUGGCGCAGGUGAAUUGUUAACAUUGCUAAUAAAAAUAUUGUUUUGACCAGGUGGUGGGCUGGUUGGUAUGAUUUAAAAUUUGCCUAAACCUCUGGGAACUGCUUUGUGAGAGCAGUUUCCGAUGUAUAAAGCCAGCUGAGUUAUCUGCUACCUUACCAGUGUAACUCACAAAGUUUUAUGGAAAUUUGGCUCUCUUACUUGCCAGGCUUUCUGAAGUAAGCACACCUUGAAACAAACGGAGGAAGUAAUUUAUUUUGCAGUUAUGAAUUUAAUAAAAAGUAGAUGCGGUGUUUAAAAAGUUACAUAUACUAAAUGCUAUGAUCCAGGGGCCGUGAGGUGUAAUUAUAGUGGCAGCUAAAAGAAAUUAGUGAUUAACAGAACAGUUCUGUAUAUUGCAGUAUCAUUUCAGCUGUUCUCCAUAUGUAACUGCUCAGCUUUCAAUUCGUUUUUAGAUCUGAUAUGCAGUGGAAUCAGCCUACAGAGAAGAAACUUACUGGUGGAACCAACUGGCAAGCGAAAACAAGCACCUCAACUACAUGGAAUACUGUCCCUAUUCCUCCUGCUCCACAGAUGGUAAUACUUACAGUAUUUUCAGCCUUUAAAUUGUUUGUGUGUUUGCCUUUCCCCUGUAUUUCACAAAGCAUUCUUGUCAAAAUUUUGAGAGGAAUUUACCAAUAAGGCUUUGGCAUGAAAUUUUAGAAUCCCAAGGGAGAGGAUUUGGACAUAAAAUAAAUUGGAGGUUACAGUGCAUCUUGUAUAACAUGUAAAUACUUUAGUACCUUCUAGAUGUGAUUCUCUGUAUUUUUUAAAGUAUUUUUGUGAUAAAAAUAUUGGCCAGAAUCCAAAGAACUACUUAAUUGCACACUAGGGGCUGGUGCUACCCUAGUGGAAUUGUUGCCUUGUUUUUCUCUGAGCACUUUACAGCCAUCAUAAACUGGCUUUGAGACUCCCCUUCAAGAUGUUUAUAUUUUAUUACUUUAAAUGAUUUUAAUGUUGUAAGCUGCAGAAGGAAAAUACUGUAUUCUGAAGGUAGCUAAUGUGUACUAAAUUGAAAUGAAAGGGCUUUGGAGAAGCAGCUGAAGAGAAACAGCCCUAUAAACCCUGGUACAUGUACACUUCUGGUCUCCAGUUCUUUGUGGAUUGGUGUUUUAUUUUUGAUAGGAUCCUGGCAGAUAUGGCAAAAAUUCAUAGCUUUGUAUUCCAGCUCCCAGUAACAGGUGCUUGAUGCCUUCUAACUUGUUUGUAGUAGCACAGAUUGCAGCUUUACUGUUUCGGUGUGAAUUGCUCUUAUGUGUAUAAAUGGUAGCUCUUUCUUAGAUACCUAUUAUGCUUCCUGGUUGCUUCAAAUCUGAGCUGAAAAGCAUGAAUCAAAUUAAUGAAAAUAUUCUCCUUAGCUAUUCCUUCCUUAUAUGGAAAGAGAACUUUCUCUGUACAAAAGAGCAGUCAAAUAAUAUAGCUGCCCCGUAAUUUCAUUCAGCCACUGUCAGGACUGGUCGUUGUCCUCUUCAGAUCACCACACAAACGCUUCUUGUUCUUUUAUAACUUUUUAUUGUGUAUUAACAAAAUAAUCUUAUAAACAGUUCUUAACUAUUAUUCCUCAGAGUCACUUAUUUCAGAUACCUUCUGAGCUCUGCUUCUCCGUGACCAGCCACCCUCAAAAUGGCGAAGGCGCCUUUCCCUUCGUUUUCCUGCUCUUUUUUCUAACCUCCUGGCUAGAGCUGGCCUGUAUCUCCCCUCCUCCGAAUCUGAGCUAGAACUUAACCCUUGCCUUUCCUGGGAACAGCCGGUCCCUCCCUGUUGUUCCUCUUGCUCCCUUCUACAGUGGUGCCUCGCAAGACGAAAUUAACUUCGUCUAGCGGUUUUUUCGUCUUGCGAAGCAACCCUAUUAGCGGCUUAGCGGAUUAGCGCUAUUAGCGGUUUAGCGGCUAUUAAAGACUUAGCGGCUUAGUGGCUUAGCUGCUAAAAGGCUAUUAGAGGCUUAGGGGCUUAGAAAAAGGGGGGGGAGCGAAAAAAAAUCUCAAGACUCGCAAGACAUUUUCAUCUUGCGAAGCAAGCCCAUAGGGAAAUUCGUCCUGCGAAGCAACUCAAAAACGGAAAACCCUUUCGUCUAGCGGGUUUUCCGUCUUGCGAGGCAUUCGUCUUGCGGGGCACGACUGUAUUAGAUUCACUGCUCUCCCUCCCCCCUUGGGGAAUGCUUUCUCCCUCUGAGAAACUGGAAACUUCUAACUCUUCCCUGACAGCCACAUUGCUUUAAUUCUUUUUGAAUGUACAGUUACAUGGUGUGCGAGACUGAGGAUAAUUAACUUCAUAACUAGCUUGUCUUGUUUCUAGCUAAAGUCAUUCUAGUUUUGGUAUCCUGCUACUCCCAAUAAUUUUCUGUCCCUCCUCCUUUUUGCUAUGCUAGAAUGGAGUACCUUAUCUUGGAUAUGCGAGUUCCUAUCCUGCAAAAUAAGAUGCAUUUUAUACAAUUUCUUCAGUGUUAGCAGUGGAAUUUGUAGCCAAAUUUUAUAUGCAAUCUCCCCCCCCCCCCCACUGUCAAAGGUACCUGCUCCAGUAACCUACCCACUGAAUACACCUCAAGUGCCUGUGUAUGGAAUGGUAAGAAUAUUCACUCUUUAUAUUUAUAUAAUACAUUGAGAAGAUGUUCUAUUUUGAAUGUCAUACAUCGUAAUUUGCAGCAGCCUAAUGAGCCUGAAAUCUCAAGUACUAAUUCUUUUGUUAUUCUGUUGCAUUGUAAAGUUGUCUGAAAAGCUUCUGCAUGCACAAGGGAAGUCACUGAAAUGUUUUUUAUCUUGCUUCCCAAUACUUACCAACAUUUUAAUCAAAGUGUGGUAUAAAGUUUUUCCCACUGCUUUACUUGGAUGUCCUAAGAAAUGUCUUUUAUAUUAUCCCCACACCACGUUUUAAGAUUUGCCAGUGUGGUCUUAACAUCUUUUAAUGGAUGCAAUUUUAGCAUCCCCUUAGAGCAAGACCUUUUCACUAGUUUGUCCCUCCCCAAGGAAGUUAUCUUAGCCUCCUCAUCUCUUUCUUGAAACAGACACAAAUAUUCUGUCUCCACCAUGUUUUUAUAAUGAUGUCCACAAUAGCUUAGGGAUGGAAAUCUGAGGCUAAAACAGAAUUUUAGUCAUAUUUUAUGUAACUGAUUCCAUUCGUUUGGUGGUGUUUAUUAUUUGGUGCCCAUUCAUUUGGUGGUGUUUAAAAGUGCAUUCAAGUUGUAACUUAAUCCACCCCCACCAUUUAUGUACAAAUUCCAAAGAGGUGAAAUACCUUGGCUGUAUCUGAACUCCUGCAUUUAUAAUUAUGCUCAUGUUGCUCUAUGACAAUUUAUUAUAGAAGCUGGCCAUUACAGGUGGGUGGAAUUAUCUGGUCAACACACUUCUGAGGCAUUUCAGUUCCUUGCAAGCAAAUUCAGUCCUCCAUCUCUCUCAGAUUUCAGGCAGGGAAAAUUAUCUUCUCUGUCAGACACAUUGGAAAGCUGCUUCCCGUAAGAAUAGAUGUCACUGGGCUAGAUGGAUUAGUGGUCUGACUCUGUUGAAGACCACAUGAAACCACUGUCUGAAGAGUGCAGAAACUGGCCGCUUCAGCAGUAGGAGUACUGUGUUCAUGCAUAAGCGGCUUCUGCACCUAGCCUCGAGAGCUUUGGCGUUAAGUUGCUGAAAGGGAACUAGAAUUUGUUUAGCUUUCAAAAUAUAUAGAUAGAGCAACCAUGUUCAAGCUCAGAGUAUCAGUAAAUGACCUUAUACAUUCCUGUUUCUGUCUGACAUUUAGGUACCUGCUCAGAUUGGAGCUACUCCUAUUAUGGCACCCCAGCCUAUGAUAUAUACCCAAACCAGCCUAAGGCCAACAAAUCCUUUUGCACCUAUCUCUGGAACACAGGUUAGUGUAUUCCUUAGCAUAAAGAUGAAACUCUUCAUGAUUCCUGUAGACUGUUAACAGCACUUGCCACUUUAAAAUAUUUAUAUACUGCCCCUGAUUGGUCAAAUCUGCUCCUUAGGCUGCAAAACAUCAUCACCAUUACUAUUUAUAUUCAACUGUCCGUGAGCUUGAAAGGAUACUGGUAUGUUCUUUUACCGUCUCAGAUCCUAAAGUACUUGCCCCACAGCACUGAGACCCCCUCCUGAUGAAAGUUAGGCAGGCUAAGGCUUUCAGAUAGAGCUUGAUCAGCUCCACUCAAAGAGUUACAGAAUGAAUCAAAUAUACAUUUAUUUAAAAUGUUCUUUAUUUAAAAAGCAGUUAUGGGCCCUUCAGCAAUGGGUCUGUCAGCAACUGAUUGUGCCUGGAUGUUGCUAGCAGGAAACAAACCAGUUCUUUGUUUCUUAUUUUGUUUUUUUGUUGAAAACAGACAAAAAAAAAGUUUGCCUAAUUUGCAAUUAAGAUGUAUUUUAUUGUAGUUAGUAGAGUAGUGGAACUUUUAUUGUGAUGAACGUUCAAAAGUUAAGACUUGAUACCUUGUAGUUCAACUUUAAGAAGCAGGGCUUCAACCAAGCCUCUGACUGAUCAGCACAAGUUUUUAGAGAUAUUCCUGGGAUAUUAUUAAGCAGAUGGAAGGUAAUCUGUGAUUUUAAAUUUUUACAUGGUUUUAGUGUGUGUAUGUGGGACGCAGGUGGCACUGUGGGUUAAACCACAGAGCCUCUUGGGCUUGCCAAUCAGAAGGUCGGUGGUUCGAAUCCCCACGAUGGGGUGAGCUCCCGUUUCUUGGUCCCUGCUCCUGCCAACCUAGCAGUUCGAAAGCACGUCAAAGGACAAGUAGAUAAAUAGGUACCGCUCCAGCGGGAAGGUGAAUGGCGUUUCCGUGUGCUGCUCUGGUUCGCCAGAAGCGGCUUAGUCAUGCUGGCCACAUGACCCGGAAGCUGUAUGCUGGCUCCCUCGGCCAAUAAAGUGAGAUGAGCGCCGCAACCCCAGAGUCAGUCAUGACUGGACCUAAUGGUCAGGGGUCCCUUUACCUUUACUAAUGUGUGUAUGCACAAAAGAAUUGUUGUGCACCAGAAUUUUGUUUUAAAAAAUAUAUGAAAAAGCAGUUUACAAGUAUUUUGUGAAUAAAAAUAUGUAACCUUAAUGACUUUCAUUCAGCUUGUUUUUCUUUAUAUAUGUUGCAGAUACAAUUUAUGUAGACCCGCCAAAGCAGCAAGACACUUUGACAACCAAAUAUUGGUAGAAAGAAGACAGAACUUUUGAACUGCGGUCCUCACUAGGGCACAUACCCACUUCCCAUACAAUAUCAAUUACUUUGAAUUGCUGUGCUUUAAAGAUUAUUGUUAUAACAGUCACUAUGGUAUGAAAUCAUGUUUGGUUUUGGAUAGCAUAAGACUGUUUUCAGUGGAAAGCUGAAGUAUUCUGAAGCUGAAGGUCAGCAAAGUAUGUAAGGAGAAUCCUGACUUUCCCUUUUUAAAUAAGAGCUUACUUGGAAACUCUUUGCAGCAUUUCCAUGCAACAGCUAGCCUCUAGUAAGCUAGUGGAGGGUAUAAUUAUUCUAUUUAUUUUCUCCCAGAAUUCUGUGGCCGUUGUUACCAUGGCACCACUUAAUGAAGUUGAGCAAUAAACCUUUCAGAUACUCUUAAGCAGUACCUGAUACAAUAAGACUCUGAGAAGAAUCUUGCAUUAUCAGAAAUGCCAAUAUUGACUGCUUUUUCUCAUGCUAGACUAGUUUCUUCUAAUUCACAAAUUUUGUACUGUGAGUUUUAAAUGCUGUGAAUCAACUUUUAACUAAAUGUAGGCCAUUAACAAAAAACUAUAGUCAAUUGGCAUUUCAGCAGAGCGUUGCCUUGCCAAGUGAUAGAGUUAUGCUUUGGCAGAGACUGGGGCACCUGACCUAUUUUGAAGAAAAUAGUAUGUUACAAAGUAGAGUGUGUGCAGUCCUGGCAUGGAUGGCAAUAGCUGCACUUCCUUAUGCAGCCUCUUAUGUACAGAUAGCAGCAUCAUUUCAUACUUUAGCUAGAGUUGCCUUCAUGUCCCAGAAAAAAGUCUGCAGGUGGCCAGCAGCAGUGAGUCUGGGAAGCUUUUUGCCCUUAAUUUAAGAUGUAGGGCACCAGCAUUUUCUUAGUCAUUCAUCAUUUACAGUGCUGCACUUUAAGAACUGGAAAAUUGUGUUCCUGAGCUCUUCUAUCCCUCUAUAGCUUGCGACCCAUGUUGUGGGUAAAGGAGCAAAAGAAAAUUUUAAAAGGGCCAGUCACUACAUAAAACAAACUUUUUUUUGGGGGGGGGAGGAGGGAGUGUAAAUAUUUGUAAACCCUGAAAUACAAAAAAAAUCUAGUGCUGCAUAAUCUUUUCUUCUUCUUUGUAACACAUUCAAAAUGCAGAUAUUGUACUGCUUUAAGACAUUUAGCUCAAAUUUCUUUUGUAUUGAAAAGUUCAGACCAUUAUCCUUCAGGAUACUUAAGAUAUUAUUGCAGUGUAGGAGAAUGUAAGAUGGUCCGUGAUUUUCAAACACAAUGCCCCAAAAUAAUGAAAGGAUUACCUUAAACAUUAUUUUUAAAUUUGUCAGAUGGAGUCCAGGGCAUACCUAUGAGGGGAGAUGGGAAGCAAAAAAUGAUGAUGAUGAUUUAUUUUUUAAAAGAACAUUUUAACUGAAGAAAAUGUGCAAACUGGUUCUUUCCUUUCUAUCACUGCUGUGAUGAUUUUCUUGUCUUGAGCUCAUUGCGGUAGCAAUAACAGCAAAAAGCCUCUCUCUUAAAUGUCAAUGUGGCUUUCUUUCAUUAAGCUUGCCCCUUUUUAUCAUUUAAAACUUUUUGCAGCACUUGAGCUUGAUUUUCCAAGUGUUUUUACCAAGUUAUUGGCCCUUGUUCCGUGGGAAGGGAUUUGCAGAAACAAAAAAUACUUUUGUGGCUCAGGCUGUGUCAAAUUCUAGAAAACCAGUCUUUUCCCUGUAAGUGUCUUUUGUGUUUGUUAAUAUUGUGCCAAGAAUGUAAAUAUAUAUAUAUAUGCUUGCUUCAAGAAAGAUAUACUUGUUUUGUCAAACUAAACAUGAUUUUUUAAAAAAAUCAAAUCGUUUUUUUACAUAUGUGUUUGCAAUUUGUAACCACUAACUUUGUAUGGAUUAAAUGUUGCAAGUUGGAAAAAACGUUUCAGACCAAAUCUUGGACAUGUACUGGCAAAGACAUAAACUGGAUGCAUGUACAGUAAUUAAAUGUGGAAAGUGAAUUUUCAAGGGCUUUGGGCUUUAAUGUUCUCUCCUGGUUUGUCCAAAACCAAUAUUUAUUGUAGCCCUAUACAAGCUGGAGCAGCUUACUUAAAGGCCUUGUUUUAGUUGAUAUUCUAGUGAGUUAAUUCAAAUGAUCCUCAUUUAGGAUUUUAAAUCAUGCUUCUAACCAAUUUUCUGUCUUUUAAUCCAGUUUGGAUCAGUACAUGUAUUUAAAUUACACAGAUUUUAUAAUAACUAGCUAAAAUAUUUGAUCUCAGAGGCUGUGACCAUGUAAAGUUUGGGGUUGUAAAAUAGGCAGCAACCUUUUUUAUCCCCCAGAUAUUAUUUUCUAAUAAUUCAGUUUAACUGUGCUUAAUUUAUUGCAUUUACUGGCUGCAGUCUUACAGCAGGGAACUUCAUGCAAUACCCACCUCCUCAGAGAGAGGGCAGCUUCAACUCUCCAAAUGAAUGGAUUUAUGUAUGAUGUUUAUGUGCUUUCUACAACAUUAUACAGUAAUCAUUUAUAUAUCCAUUAAAAUCAGAUUCAAAGCAUAAUAAUAAUCACAAUAGUCCCACGGUAGCAUAAGCCGCCAAUGCUUACACAUUCUUGCUUCUAUUCAUAUGCAAUUUAAUUCAUUAAGGAAGACUGGAUUUUGUAAUUUCUCUUUUCGUAUCUAACUUGCCAGCUCAGUGACCUGAACUCAAAAUGUUACUGAAUAUGUGCAUCUUCUCAUGCUUGCAAUCUUUGUAAGCAGUGUGAUACUUGCACAACCUAAUUUAACCUUUUCCCAACAACAAAUGUGUGGGGAUUCCCCCAUGCUCAUACAUGAAGGUAACCUGUAAACCCUAGUAAUGGCAUUACUCUUAACCUGUAAUGAUUAUUUGAGGAAUUCUUUUUAAGAAUUGUUACCCACUAUACUGGUGUAAUUUUUGUCAGAUUCAGUUUUACAUUCUGUCUCCAAUAACGCUAAACUUGGAGGUUGUGCUUUUAUCCUAUAACCAAGGACUUUGAUUUUAUAAUAAAUGAGCUUUCUAGACAAUAAGUGAUUAUCUAUUUGUUCAAUAAACCAAUGGCAUCUUGUCCAAAAAAGUAAAUAAAUGUCAGUAGCUGUAUUUUGGCUGUCAAUAUUAGCAUUGAACCUUUGUAGGUAAUACUUAGUCUGUAGUUCUUUAACUUAUAUAUAAAAUUCUCCCUCCUUUAUCAGAUCUUUAAUGUGCAAUUGGUGGGGUGGUUCUUGAAUAUGAGUAGAGUGCUGUCUUUGCUUCAUAUUUAGGUUGCCGCAACUGAGAACAGUGGCAAGGCUAGUCCAGUAGUGGAGGAAGCCUUUCAGGCACGUGGGGUGGGGUGAACCGCCCAUAGGGGUGGGGCGCUCGGCGCUCUUAGAGAUGGAACGGGGUGCUCAGUGUCCCGUGCUGUCCCUAUGGGCACUGCCACACACCCUGUGCCAUUCCUAUGGGCGCCGAGCACCAUGGGGUGCACAGUGCCCAUAGGGACAAGACCGCGCCCUUAGAGACGAGACGGGGUGUGCGGUGCCCAUAGGGACAGGGUGCACACCAGGGCCUCAGCCACCCUACAGCUGGGGGGGGGAGGCAGGCGGACAGCGCAGAGCCUGCGGGCGCUGAGAUGCAUGGCUUGUGCGUGAGGCAAGCCCCGCGGUGACAAGUGCCGCCCACCAUUUUGUCACCCCACGUCAGGGUGGCACCCAGGGCGGACCACCCCCUCCCCUCCCUUCGUACCUGGGCUAGUCAUCCCUGCAGCCACACUGGGUCCUUAGGGAAUUGUCUGUCCUUAUGGAAAACCAAAAUAACAGUUUGGUCACAAUUGCUAGUACCACUUUCUGUGCCAAAUCUGGAGAAUUGGAACUCUCCUAUCUCUGUGGAGGUGGGUUUAUCACUCAUUUCCUUGCUGAAAGAUUGCAAGGCAUCUUUUUUUUAUAGCUGACCCUAGCAGUUAGAUGGUGGUCACUGUUAACAUUAUUGAAACUGCAUUUGGGGUUGCUGUGGCCGGAAUUACACUUUUAUUCGUCUUGCCAGAAAUGCUAAAAGUACAGGUAGCUGUACUAUUUUCAACUUCCAGUUGGCGAAAGGUUGUUUACAGUGGUAUUAGUGGUGUUUAUAAUUGAACUGUCUGAAUAAUGUUAGAUUAUAUGUAUUUAAAGGUUUUUAAAAGCCAGUAAGAUGUCCAUCAUACAUACUUGACAUUUGCUGCUUCCCUAUUAGAUAUAUUAGCAGGUUAAAGCUAACUAUAAAAAUAGCAACUCAACUAAACUCAGGACAGGAUUGCACUGCAUAUGACAUCGUUUUGUAAAUUUAUUGUGAGAGUAAGAUGCUGACCAACCUACUGCCUUCUCAAAGAUACUGACUUUAGAGAACAACUCCUUCCUUAUGAAUAUAUUGGUAUCAUUUCUAUUAUUCAUUAUUUUAGGGCAACCUUCCCAUGCUGACUGGGGCUGAUGGUAGUUGUAGUCCAAAACAUCUGGAGGGCGCCAAGCUGUGGAAGGUUGUCAUAGUGUUUUGGCCAUUAACGGGUUGAUUGCAAAUAUGUGUUUGUGGUCCUGAAAUAUUUGCAGGUGAAGCAAUGUGGUGGUGGUCUUGUCACAAGAUUAUCCUUAAGGCAGUGCUAUCCUUAAGGCAGUGCUACAAGGCUGCCAUUUUAAAAGCUACAAAACCAAGGCAGAUUUAUUUCAUCUGUUUUUCUUCCAUUGUUUCCAUUGUAUUUAGGGUCACAGCCUAAAUCUUAAGAUUGGUGUGUCCUGGCUUUAGUUGUGUUUGAUACUUUUAUAGUUUGAUAAUUGGACUGGUAGGUCAGGGUUGUAAUUCCCACAGGUAUUCAGAGAAAAAAUGCAUGAAGCUGAGGAGAAAGAAAUACACACACACACACACACACACACACACACACACACACUCUCGUGGAUUUCUGUGUCAACACCGUUUUCUGCAUUUCCCAUAUUCAACUCCAAUUAGAGAUUUAUUUUUGCUUUAAAAAAGACAUAUAGGUUAUUAAAAUGGCAAGAAUUCUGUCUUAAAAGCUUUGGGAAGCAUGGACAGUUCGAUUAUAAUAUUAUGAUUUCGUAUAUUCUUAAAACAGGAUGAGAGCGAUGGCAGUUUCAUCAUGCGGCUUGUAGGAGAGUGUGUGAGAAUCUGAAGGGUGAUAGGUGCCCUUGUACAGAGAGUGCUCUCUCUAAGGGUCAGAUUAGACAUGAUGAUAGUGGCUGUGCUUUUUUUGUUCACAUCUCUGCCUCGUUUUCAUAUAGAAUGGAAGGUGGCGUCUGAGCUUAAUAUUAGAAAGCAUGGACAGGCAUGGAAACCAGAGCCCGUUCCCUCACGUAGUCCAUUGCCCACAUGUGCCCCUCCAGCUCUGCUUCUACACUGGAAAUGAAAUGAGCUGGGAGUAAAUAAUGGGCAAUGAGCCCCAUGUAGUUAAUGCCACGGACUGGGAAGAGUCAGUCCCCUUUAUUGUUGCAAACCUGUUGCAGUUAAAGCCAGCCUCCACCUUACCCCACUUUAUAUGAGACCCAGGAAUAAAUAAGCAUGGCUGCUAUGGUCACAUUAGUUGGCCAUAAGAAUAGAAAUGUGAUAUUAAGGGGUAAUAUUGUCAUACUUGAAAAUGUCUCUUCUAAAGCUGUUGCUCCUUUUCCUAGAUAUACAUUCAUUUUUUAAAAAUGUAAUAAAGACAUUUUCAGUCUCUGAUAAGAAUGUGUAGAGCUUAAAAAGAAAGCAAGUAUACUUUUUGGGUUUUUUUGUAAAAUGUUGUAUUUGACUUUAAAAUUAAAUACAGGGUGUACCUGGAUCUGUUUGGGGUUUAUUGAUGUGUGGUAAGGGUGGACUACAAUUUUAGAGUAGAAUGCACUGUGGAUCAGUGCUUUUAUUUGUACAUAAAAGGGAAAACUUCUUUUCUUUUUAAGUAGCCUGCAUUUUGAGAAUAAUAUUGACAUGCGCUGUGUACCAGUCACUUAUUUCCAUUUUAAAGAUUAUAUUUUUGAGUAAUGGGGAACUGUACAUGCUAUCUCUACAGUUUCUAGAAAUUACUUAGAAAUGUUGCUUUUGAAUAUGUAAUUUGACUUCUUGGCUGUCCCAUGUACUGCUUUAGUAUGUAUUGUGUACCUCAUACCCCCAGCUUUCUGAUGAUAGCAUUUAUUUUAAAAUAUUGUAAUAACCAAUGCAGUCUUUAUUCUUCUUCUCCCCCUACCCUACCAGUUUGGUAAAUAAUUUGAUGCAAUUGUAUUCCUUUAUAAAAUACUUGGCUGGAAUUUUCUUGAAAUAUUGGAAGCAGGGGGAAAAGGUGUUAAAUGUGUAUGUUGUUCUGGGUUUGGUUUUCUAAUUGAUAAUUUCAAUUCAUUGUUCCCAAUAUUCUCUUCCUUGCCCCACCCCAAUGCAAUAGGUAUGUGCCUUUAUAUAUAUAUAUUAAUUUGACAGGUGCUUCCUGUUUGCAGGAUGACUCUUUAAAAUUCUUGUAUAAUUUUUGUCACAGCAGGGCAGUAUUGAUAAUCCAUAUAUUUGUAUUUCAAAUAUGAUUUAAAUUGCAUAUUGUACCUGAUAUAGAAAAUGUAUUGGGGUUUUUUUCUGUAGUAUUUGAUCAUUUUCUAUUCUGUAGGUAGAACAAGCAAGGAAAACCUCGUUGUUGGAGAAGGUUGGAAGUUUAGUUGGGUUUUCAAGCAGAUAUUAGGUCCCAUGUGCUCACUAAACAACAUGCAUGCAGCGUUGGUUCCAGAUAGUUAGUAGCACAUAGCUCCCAUUGUAAUUAAUGGGACAAGUUAGUAGUAACUUGAUUACUGCCUUAGUCUGAUAUAACUGCCUUAGUCUGGGAUCAACCUAUGGUGUUGAGUUUGUUGAACAAGCCUCCUUGCAAUCAAGAGCAUAUGCCACUAACUCCAUUAACUAUUUCCUUCACAGAAUAGCAGAUUGGGGGUGAGUGGGUGUCAAGAUUACUAGAGUGUAGGGGAAAGGCUUAAACCCUACUUCUUGCAUAUUAUAACCCAGACACCUGAUUCUCACUAUUUCCUCUCUUUUCCUUUUUAAGACACAUGAAAUUGGGUUACUCAUUUAUUGCAUUGUCUAACAUGGUCCCAAGAGGUCAGCUGAAGGGAAGGAGCUGCUUAGUGAGUCUUACAGUUUUUGCAGUUCGGAAAGCAACUGCUUACAUCAAUAGUGCUAGUGCAGGCAAGGAGAGUCUCAGCAAACAUGGGGACUUCAUGACACACUAGUGCCAUUUACCAGCUAUUGGUGGAAGCAACAGGAUAAAAGUUUCUGAGACAAAGCAUUUGAUUGUCACUGUGGUAUUAACAAUAUUUUCCCCUGUGAGUCAGUUUUUAAAAGUCUACUACACCUUAUUCUCUGAGAAAUGGUAUUGGUGAGCAUUAUGAGCCGAAUCCUUAAUUCAGUGACCUCUUUGCUUCAUCCGUCUCUUAUCAGAGCUAGGCAGCAGGAACCACAGCUUAAAGGCUAGAUGUGAAGCUGUGGUUCCUGUUGCCUGGCUGUGAUAGAGACAGACUAUAUUCAGAAAAAUAAUGUUGAAUGCAGCUGCAGAGUUGACUUCUUAUUUUAGAAAAAGAGGAAGUCGUCUUGUGAAUUCUUGUUUUGUUUUGAGAGCAGAUUAUAGUAAUACCUGCCACAUUAAUUGAAUGACAAACAGCAAAAUGUUUGAAUGCUGCAUGAAUACCUAGCAACCCAAAUUUUGUUUAGCUAAUAAAAUACAAGUUUAUAGCCAUUUGCACCUGCAGGAAAUUUCUUUUAAUGUACCAUUAUGAUUAAUCAACCAAUAGUUCUGUUGUGGUGAAGGCCACUAAACACCAAAAUGAUUCUAGACUUCAGUUUAUCAAAGCAGAUUCAAUAAUUUCCCCUCAACUGACAUAACAAAUAGCAUAUUUAAUUAUCUGUAAAACAAUUAAAAACACAAGUACAAUUAAAAAUUGCAGGUUGUACAAGCAUUGGUAAGACAUUACUGAAUAAAUGCAUUUAGCAAUUUAUUUUGAAAACAGGGUUUCUGCAAAUGUUCUCAUAUUUUGUAUUUCAAAUGUUUCUCAGUUUAUUUCAUAUUUGAAAUAUAGUUUAAUGGAGUGUAUUGUGUUUUUUAUUUAAACUACUCAAAAAAUGUAUUUUGCCCAGCUCUGCUUGUUCUUACGUAGAUUGAUUUUGAUAUGCUUUCCCUUUACAAAGUUGAAGUGUGAGAACAUGGUGCAUCUAGCCAUCAAAAAAAGUAAAUAAAUUCCUGCCUCUUCUCCCCGCCCCCAGCACUUACUUUGCUGAAGCACAGGGCUUGCUAUGUUAACAUUUUAAUGAUCCUUGACAGUAUGUAAAACAGGAGGUGGUUGAGAGUCCUCCAUUUUGUUAAUGAAACAGGUUUUGGAAAAUAAACUGGCACAAAGUGUC
This is a messenger RNA of Podarcis lilfordi (Lilford's wall lizard), 50760 nucleotides long. The record is from the annotation of a GenBank genome assembly. Lineage: Eukaryota; Metazoa; Chordata; Lepidosauria; Squamata; Lacertidae.